CGGCAUCCCGGUGCCCGAUAUUAGCGUCUGCUCCCCCCGCCCCCAGUGCGUCAGGGCAGCCAAUGGGAAGCGGGCAGGGAGCGGACGCUCGCUUUUUUGAAUUGGUGUGUGCGUCGCGGCAGGUCCCGGAAUGGCGGCUUCCCUCUGAGCGGAGAGAGGCCUUGAGUCGUCCUGGAGGGUGAGGCGGAGGAGGGCGGAGCCUGUGGGAGGAGGCCGGGGGCUCCGGGGGUUAGUGAAUGGGGAGUUGGGCGACUGAGAAGGGGGAGUUGGGCGAGCGUGGCUCGCGAAGGGGAGAGUUGGGCAACGGUAGCAGGUGGAGAGGGAUGGGGAAGCGAGCUGGCUGAGAAAUGGGGAAAAGGCCUCGAGUGGCGGCGGCGGUCGCGGUUGCAAGGGCAGCGAAGGGGACUUGGUUUUAGUAACCCCCCCACCCCAAAAAGAAGAAUUAAGAGGCAAAUCUAUUCUAGAAUCUGCCUGGAAGUCCCUCUUUUCCAUCUCUGUCCCCGCCACUCCAAACCCAGGCAUAUGGAGACUGGCCAGGGGUGAAAGAAAUGCACUCUGUACUUGCUCAGAGGUGUCACCUUUUUUGCAUUUAAUUUUUUUACAUUCAGGGCCUAAGCUCAGGGAAUGGGAAAAAAAGAUGGAUGAGCCUUAGCGUGUGUAUUAUAAUAAGGGGUCUGUUAAGGAAAAUGGAAGUUCGUUAUUUUAUAUAUGUAAAGGAAAGUCUGGGGCGUGUGUGCCUCUUGUUUUGCAAACUUUAUCUCGGCACCUACCUGGAAAGGCAGGGUUUAGGCAUUGUGGGGCCGUCUAGAUGUUGCGGACAGCAACUCCCAUCGUCCCUUACCAAUGUCCAUGUUGACUGGAGCCGAUGGGAAGUGUAGUGCAAUUUUGGCUACCCUUUGUAAGGUGUAGCACAAAUGCGAUUUCACCUGUGCCUCUGUUUCACCCUUACGUCCAACGUUGUGCUGUACCUAAGCCAAAGUACAUGGAACUGAAACAGUCAGAAACUUCACUUGUUUACUGCUGCCUCUAUCCUCACCCUUUCCUCCUGUUAUUCCCCUUGUUUCUAUUUCUGUAUUAUAAGGAUUUUGGCUAAGGAACUUUCAGAUCUGCACAUUGGAAAGGACCAUGUUCAUAGGUGGUGUUAAAUAAAAAAAUAAAAAAUAUUUAGGCAAAGGUAAGCUCUGGUUUGCCCCAGGUGCUUGAUCACAUCUUAAAUUUUCAGUUGCAUGUUAAAAAUUUCUAAGGUGUCCAAAUGUGUAGAUUAUUUUGCUAGGUCAGUCCAAAGGUCUGUGUAAUCCAGUACUGUUUCCAGUACAUCCAAUAUGCCCUUGUGGAACUCAUUAAACCCGCAGGGUAUAAUGGUGAUAUCUGUACCCUAUUUAUCCCCAGCAUCGGGGAAUUGGAGAGAGGCCGGAACAGCUGCCCUGUGAGAAAAGUUGGGGCUAUUUAGUUUAGAAAAAAGAAAAGCAGGCAGGGGGACAUACAGGGGUAUAGAAUUAGGCGGCAUCUGGAGAAAGUGCAUAGAGGGAAGUUUUUCUCUUGUAAUACAGAAUUUGAUCUUAUCAAAAGAAGUUGAAGGGUGGGAAGUCCAGAGCAGACAAAAUGAAGUAUUCCACAGUACACAGCCAAGCUUUAGAAUGUGCUUCCACCAGAUGUGAUGACCGCUAGAUUAGAUUACUUUAAGAGGCGAACAGACAAAUUUAUAUAAGGCUAUUAGUGGGUGUGUUUGCAUGUCAUGCUAAGCUAUGAUUUACUGUGAACAUGCAGAUCACUCCUGCAUUAACUGUCCCUUCUGACAAGCAGGAGCAACAAACCAGGAUCCUUGGCUUAGUGUUGUGGCUGAAACAGAAUUACAGUAGUAGUUUCUUUAGCUGCAAGCAAACCAGGAUCUGAAGCCAAGGUCUGUUCUUGGCUUACCUGUUGUGCUUUGUUUGAAUCAUGAUCCCAAGACAUGUACUGUGGAUUGUUGCCCCUGCUGAAGCAGGAGUGAUCUGCGUUUACUAUGACAUCUGAAUGCAGCCAUGCCUCUGAAUGCCAGUCACUGGGGAACAACAGUGGGAGAGGGUUAUUGUGCUAAUGUCCUUCUUGUAGGCUUUCCAGAAGUAUUUGGUUGGUUACUGGCAAAUAGGAUGCUGGACUAGAUAUGCCUUUGGUCUGAUUCAGAAGGGAUUAUCUUCUGUUCUUACAAGGUGUUCUAAAAUAAGAGGUAGUCCUUAAAUCACUGCUUUGUAAUAUUGAAUGUAACCUUGCUUUUGAGUUUUGCUUUAGAGAUCUGGCAAUCCUAUUCUGCACCACAAUUACAGUUUGUUAGUAAUGGUUGUCACCUAAUGUCAACACAUGCUUUAUUGUGUGUAUAGGUGUUAUAAAACAGGUCAGAUGGAAAAACAUCACACUGGAGUGCUAUUGAUUUAUAGAUGUGUUUUGAGUAAGGAUGAAGUAAUGAUACUUAAAAUACAGAUUUGGGGGGUGGAAAUCAUGGGUCUGUAUGUGAUACAACAGAUUAGAUUUAUUUCAGAUGCAUGAUUAAAUUCUUGAUUCCAUCUUCUAUAAAAUGUGUUGUUGCAGGACCUGAAACUUUGGAAUGUGGUGGGCAGGGUUUAUGAGCUGAACUAUCAGAGAUGGAGCAUGUGUGCAUUUUCAUCUGCCCACAUGAAGCUCUGAUCUUUCAUGUUGGGUACUGCCUCACUUUGUUCCAUUGUUCACUGAUCUAGUGAAUAAGUCAUUGGUAACUGCUGGGGGAAAAACUGAUUGCAUAUUAAGACUCCAUGUUGCAACACUAAUGCUUGGCAUCUUCAGUCAUGUGCUUCCUCACAUGAUUCCUUCCCGUACCAGCACUGCAAGUGCAGCAGGUCGCUGACCCAACUGUGGGAAAUGACCACGUGAGCCCAAAGUUCAUGGACGGCUUAUGUAUUGGGCCCACCUAGUGCUUGCUUCUUGCUUUCUUUUUGAUUUCUAAAAAUUUGAAGAGCUGUCUUAUUCUUGUUCUUAUUAAAUAAAAAGCAUAUGCAGCACCUUUCAAUUCAUGCUGGUUGUGCACUUGUUCCUCUUUGAUUGGAUAUCUGCCUCAACACUCAGUGUUUAGCAAAACUCUGUAGAUUACAAUACUGCUCAAAGCAUUUGCACUCAUCUAAAAUUAGGUGUGUUGGGCAGGGCAGCACCUACUUUGUGUAGAUGAUUCCAUCUGUUCUGUGCUGAAAUUAUUCUGGAGCUAACAAAGGAUAUGCAGGGACAAUUGUAAACCUGGGGUGGUCUUAACUUGUCUUUCAUAGUCGAUUCCCCCUUUUAUUGUAGUCUAUUGAGAUGUUAAAUGUUCUGAACACUACAAGCCUAUCUAAUAUUCUAAUCUGUGUUAAGCUGUUUUCAGUAUGCAUUCAAAUUCAAAGUGCCUUGCUGGUUCAGAUCAAGAUCCAGUAUUUGCACAAGAAUCACAGCAACCAGCUAGGUGGUUCAUUGGAAAUUGGCCCAUGCCUUCUGCUCCACCUGUCAUCACACUACUAUCACAGAGUAUAGUUUAUCUCAUCUGCUCAUAUUUUGCCUUAGCUGUGUGUUCCUGUGUGUUUUGCAUUCACUCUCUUAUGACAGUGUCCUUUAAAAAACAACAACAUUCCAGCCCCACCCCAUAACAGCUGUGAAGUUGUGCGUACAGUUGCAUAAUAAAAGGUGGCAUAUGAAAUGUGAAAGUUAAGCAAAGCUUAGAAAUCAGAAAGAGGGCUGUGAGCAUUGAUGGAGUGGCUGCAGAAGAAGCUGUAGAUGCAACACCUUGAAGUUUAUGUAGAGUCUUCUUAAGUAAUGGGCAGAGAUGUUUCAGCAGUUGUUCUGAAGUUACUAAAAGGGAGUAAGACAGACAGGAAGGCAUAUAAGACAGACUUUCAGUUGUCUGGGCUUCAUCAUACAAAAUAAAAGGUCAGAUCUUAUGUAAUGAAGCAUAAUUUCUCUACACUUGGUACAAGCUUGAAAUACAGGUCUCCUCCCUUGAGACUUGACAGUUUAGAGAAAAUGAGAGGCUUACUAUUCCUCAGAUUUUUUUCCUGUUCAAAAUGUUUAAUUGCUUCUACUUAGUUUGAUAAUGUGAAAAGAGGUAUGUUUAUAUGAUGCAUAAAGAAUUCAUAUAGUUAAACACAGCCAGUUACGUUGUGGGUGUUAUUGUUAGUUGGAUUUACGUAACUGUAGGUUUGAUAGUGUCCUGUAUCCUGUCAGCUUCCCCUGCUGAUGUGCCAGGAGUUACUCUGGUACUUAUAACACUUGCAUGAGCAUUUUACAUAGCAUGGCACACAAGUGAACUUAAUCCCUUCCAGAAGUCCGUUCUUAAACUGAAACUGUUCUUGAACUGAGGCACGCUUUCCCUAAUGAGGCCUCCUGCCGCCAGUUCCCUUCCACUGUUCGGAUUCCGUUGUUAGACCGAGGUAAAGUUUGCAAACCAGGACACUACUUCAGGUUUUACGGAGUUUGUAAACCGAAUUGUUUGUAAAUAGGACUGUUCUUAAACCGAGGUACCACUGUACUAGAGAGUCAUGGACACCAGAAUUCCAUGAACACAGAGACGAGCACGAAUGAAUACUAUAAAUAAAUAGCAUGUUGAGAAAGUUGCUCAUUUGGCUCCAGCAGAUUUUGCAACAUCUGGACAGUGCAUAUAGUUAUAGAAAAAUAUGUUUUGCAUAAACAUCUUCAAGUAUGAUCUUAUAGCCCAGGUAUCUUCACCCACUGACCCACCCAGAAAACCCCCCUUUCUCCCUGUAGUGUUUAGACCCUGCAGAUCUUAAUGGCAAAACAGAACAGGAAGCAGCAGGAAUUGGUAAAUGCAAGAGGAAAAGUGAGGCUUUGACAAUGUAGGUACAAGCUCUGGUACGGGUAUUCAAAUUGCAGAGUUGAUUUUGGAGUACGGUUAGGAACCUUACAUAGAUUGCUAAUAGUUUCCUAAACGGUGUGUUUCCUUAAAAAUAAUAAUAACUUACUGGGUGAUUCCCUUGCAGCCGUAGAAGUGAAAUACCCUUUUGACCAUGGCUGACAACAGUACACUCAUGUCUGAUACAGGGAGGAGUCUCUUGGCAGAUUCUUCCAUUCUUGACUCCAAAAUUACAGAAUCUUCAAAGGAGAACCUAUUCAGGGGAUCAGCUUCAGAUGGUGAAGGUAAUGGAAUGAAUGGUUCUUAUUUCAGAAUGUGGAUAAAAGUCACUUGCUAUAGAAACUCUUGCAAUCUAGCUAUGAAUGUAGUUAUACUUCUCUUUGUAUUCCUCUAGUUUUUUCAGAUGGGAGCAUUCAAAUGUGUGCUUUUAUAGCAGUAUUUAUGUUAUACUUAGCUAAAGCACAAUGCAAACUCUUUCCUGUUGGCUUAUUUUGUUUUUAUUUACUAAUUAAAGUAUUUCUGUUUUGCCUUUGGCUUCACAAUGGAACCCCAAGGCAACUGUCAACUUCAUUAAAAUAAUAAAAGCAAGUAGAACACAAACAGCAGCAGCAAUAGCAACUUUAUAAUAGGUAAAUAUCAAGACCACAGAUCUAAAUAGUGAAUAUAUUAUUGAAAAGUGCACAAACCUACAAAAAAAAAAUUCUUGUUGGCAUAUAAUGAAUAAGCUUGUGGGAAUUUUUUAAUGGAUAGCAAAAUGUUCCAUAAUUUCUAAAGGCCCAUUUUGCACAUAAUGCUAAGCCAAACCAGUGGCUGGGCGUGAACAAACUAACGUGUUUCUCCCCAAGCCUUGCUUCUGCUGCACUACCUGGCACUAAGCAACGGUUUAGCUUAGCAUUAAACCUGAGCCCAGACUUGUGGUUGGCUUCACUCUAGACCAGAGGUUUUGAACCUUUUUGAGUCCCUGGCUCCCUACAUUCUUUCUGCGGCCCCCCUGUGGGGCUCAGGAGCUCAGUUAUGUCACCCCUUACCUUCCGAGCUGGCAGCCUCUCGCCCUUUUUCAAACACCAUCUGUUGUGGAGUGUUCCCUCGGCCUUCUCCUUGGGAGUCCCCUGGGCAGCUACUGCUGCCGCCCCUGGUCUCUGAGCUGCCCCCCUGCCCGAAAGAGAAGUGCCUCCUCACACUGCCCUACUGGGGCAUCGGAAGAGGAUGCCCCUACUGAAUUAUCUGGAUCCAUUCCCAACCAAGAUUCAGGCCUAGCUUCAGAACUGAGUCAGCUUUGGUUACCCUGACCCAUGACCUUUAUCAGGACAGGGAUAGAGAAUGUGAUCCUGUUGCUUCUCUUUGAUCUCUCAGCAUCACAGUACCAUUAACCAUAUUGGCUGGAUCAACUAAGCGAGUUAGCAGUAGGAAAUAUGGCGAUUCUACAGGGCUGUUUUCAGAAAGUGACACUAGGAGACUCUUAUCUGCCUUAGUGGCCCAACAGAGACUGGCCAAAGGUGAACGUGAGGUCAGCACCUUACCUUGGGAGACAGCAGCGGGCACUGCCGAGCCUGCAUGGUGGAAAGGCUCCCCUUCAGCUCUGGGCACUCAGGUACCAGGGAGACCUUGCACACAGCCAGCACAAGAAAGGCCAGAGCGGUGCCUGCAUGCCUGCCUGGCCUCCCACUUGUCUGUCCGUCCCAACAGCAAGGACUGGUUGGACUCCCUUGCCUACUUGCUUGCCUACUCCAAGGCUGCCUCAGCUCCUGGCAACCAGCACCCCCUGGCCAGCCCCAGAGCCACCAUUCACCUGGGGAGCUUGUAGCUAGAGCUGCUGCAACAGCUGUGCAAACCUUUGGGAGGAAGAGACGUGAGAGGGCAUCAGAGGAAGGAAGGAAAGGAAAGAAGGACCGAGGCCAGUGUUGCCCACAGCACCCCUGACCAUCAUUCAAGGCACUCCAGGGGGCCAGAAACAGAACCCCGGCGCUAAACGGUUGCCGCCUGUAUACCUGAAUUACAUGUAUAAAAGGAUGUUAUUGGGAAUAUAAGCUUCUUCUACUUCCUCUCCCUUGUUGAGAGAGAAGAUAGGUCGCUUUAAUUCUGCAAUCAUAUGUUUAGAUACUGUUUGUUCUUUUUUCACCUCUCCCAAAAGAAGAAAUGCCGCAGAUUGAAACUAGGGUAGUCCUACCGAAAGAAGCUGCAAAAUGUGAAGAACUUCUGAAAGCUUUGGAGGUAAGAUUUAUCAGGCCCCCAACAUGAUGCCCAUGACUGAACUUGUGCCCUUGAAGAUUUCUGGUGCUCUCAAAAUUCUAAAUGCCCAUGAUCCCAAAAUGGUAUGCGAUCCCUCAUGUUAUUGAAAACUUGUAGUUGAGGCUUUGGAUUAUUUCGUUCUCAUACUGAAGUUCUCCUCUUCUGCAGACCAUUAAGAUAAUGGAAGUUCCCGUUAUAAAGAUAAAGGAAGCUAGUUCUGGUAAAUCGGAAGAAAAACUUAUUAAAAGUAUUAUCCAUAUGGUAUGUUGGGGCAAUUACGUGUACAUAUCUGCAUGCAGUCUUUUGCACUACUGGGACAGAAGUGGGCAAAAUCAACAAUCUCAUCACUUGGUAUAUGGAUAAUAUAAAAGCACAAUAGUAGUGAAUGGUGCACAAUGGAGCUAGCUGAAUCGAAGCUUUGACACUUUGGGGUGUUGGCAUUGGUUCUGAAUUGAUGUACACCUGUGAUGGUUACGAUGAUGUAUCUCAUGCUCAUGAAUUAGAACUCAAAUUUGAUUUAACUAUUAAAACUCUUUGCUUCUAUCUGCAAAAAAGGAGUCAUGUUUCUGUUGGGCUAGCUUCAAAUUUAAUGGGCAGUUUCUAACCCAUACUUAUUUUUAUUGAAAUAAUCCUGCUAUACAACUUAUAGGCAGAAAAACAUUUUUGUUAGCUUUACUAUUGUAAAUAAUACUUGACUUUUUUUGUAAACAAUUGAAGGAAAUUAAAGUGCCCUACAUAAAGACGGAUUCAGUGGAGGAGUAUAAGAAUUCCGAUUCGCCAGAAUUUGAGACCAUUUUUGUGAUAGCAGACUUUCAAGAUCCCAUUUUCAAUGAUUUGCACAAAGCUGACUGCAGAGUCCUUGGGCCCCCAAUAGUACUGCAUUGUGCCAGAAAAGGCGAGGUAAGAAUAUACAUUGUAAGAGAUCUUGAAAUGGUGGCUAGCUUCUGUUUUAGACAUGCAUAUAUUUGGAUACAAUUGUGGCUUCCCCUGUAACUCCUAAAACUGGGACCUGUUUAAAAAUGUAUUUUAUUCACUUGUCCUUUGGGAUACACAUUGGAUUCUUGAUCCAUGCCUGUGUUAAAUAUCACAGUCAUAAACUUUGACAGAUCUGUUUUCACUCAUUUUUCCUCCUUACCAUGUGGCUCUCUGAUAUCUGUAGUGCAACAUUUGAAUGAAGCACACUUCUAUUGUGCAUCUAAUACUUGAAAAAAAAUAGAGUCUUGUGGUACCUUAAAGGCUAACAGGUUUAUUAGGGCAUAAUAAAAAAUACAUCCAUAAUGAAAAUGUACACUAAACAAAACAUGUUAACACAGGAGGUUCUGAUCAGGUCUGUGGUCCUUUUCUUACAUUGCUGUAACUGUGUUUUCUUCUUCCCACACAAAUCUCUCCUCCUCCCUAGGGAGUCUUUAGCUUUAGCGUCCUUUGUCUUGUAAAUGUGACUUCUUCAUUUAGAUGUUAACAAGAACAGUAUAGGAAGAAACAACCAGGAAGUGACUUCUAUAGAGCUGUAGGUUUGAUUAAACCAGGCCCCUAGUUCCCUGAAUGGGUGGCGGCUUAUUCUUCAAGUGCAUGAUUUUCACAGGAGCUUACUUAAUUGUCUUGGGCCGUCUUCUGUGACAACUAACCAGUUUACUUUUAUUUCAGCCUCUGCCUUUCUCAUGCCGCCCGUUGUACUGUGCCAGUAUGCUGAAUCUUGUGUUAUGCUUCACAGGAUUCAGAAAGAAAGAAGAAUUGGUAAUAUUGUCUUUUUUCCAUGCCCCUUAGAAUAGUUCACCUACAUGGAAUAAUAGUUAAAGAGGUUGCAAUAUUGAGUGGAGAACAAGUAGUGGGAGAUCCGCAUGGAGCUUGGUACUGACUGCUAUAGCAGCACCACUUGAGGAAUGUGCAAAGAAGUUUUUUUUUAAAGUCACAAAUGGAAUAGUGUGAUGGACAUGAAAUGGGGACAUCUGGAUUCAAGCUUCCACUCAGCACUGAGUGAUAUUCAGCUGUGGGAUGGUGACUGGUCCAACUUGAAGACAUGAUGUGUAUCUGUUCCUGCAGGCAUUUUAAGGGCGUUUUCUGAUUUUACCUGCUGAUUUUUAUUUGUUAUGUGCUUUCUGUGAUUUUUAUGCACAUUGCUUGGAAAUUUUUGUAUAUAAAUAGUUGAAAUAAACAGAAUGGGCAUCAUGCCAUAUACACCACCAUAUGGGGUCCUCCUAUGGAAGACAGGAAUACAAUUAUGAGACACAAGUUGGUUAAAAGUACCAAAUGUUUGUGGGGUAAUACUGUGAGUGCUGAUAAGUCGAGUUAACUCACUGCAGUCAGCAAGUAGUUAUCUUCUCUUUCUGCCUCUGGCAGCUAAACAUUCCUUUAAAGUUUUGGAUUUUAACCUAUUCCUUCCAUGUGGUAGAGUAGUAUGGCAUUUAUGGGGUGAGUAACUAGGCUUCCGACCGUUCCAACUUGUAUACUGUUUUUUCAGUUACCCUCACAACAUUGUAGCCAAUUGGAAGUAGAGUGGACAUCUGCUUCUGCUUCCCCUUAAUUGCCAGGUUCAUAAGAUGAAUUUUUGACUCUCCUGUGCAAAGCACUCCUAAGCAAACCUUCCUCCGAACUCUUGACCCUCCUGUGCAGGAAUGCCUUUAAAGAGAGAAGUAACCAUUUUACAACCCAAAUGUUGCAACGUAAACUGAAAGGAGAAUGGCUGGAAGUACUGUUGCUUUGUACACUGAAUUGCAGAUAGCAUAUUACCUUGGUCUAAUAGGAAUUUUGUUUAAAAAAUAAAUAGAAAACUAACUGGAGCCCAAUUUUGUUCAUAGGUGAAGCUGGUGACUUUGGCUCAUCAUAUGGGAGGGAUUAUUCGACGGGAUUUCAAUUCAAAAGUUACACAUUUGGUGGCUAAUUCUACGCAAGGAGGCAAAUUCAGAGUAUGUUCAUUUCCCUUUCUAUUCAGAGUUUGGGUGCAGAAUAUGGUUUUUUGCAUAUACCAGGCAUAUGAUGCAAAGGGAUGAUAAGUACUGUAUGUACACUAAGCUGUGGGCAGGAGUAAAUGGAUUUUGCAUUUAAAGUUUUUGAUUGUGCGUCUUUAUUUUAAGAGGCAUUUCAAUAUUUUGAAGGAUGUCUUGGAGGUGUAUUAGAGUGGCAUUUUGAAGUUGCAUAACUUUUCAUUUAAAUGUCAACUACAAAUGGAGCUACCUUACGACCCAGUGGCAGGAGAUGUUUAAUACUGUAACUGGACAGCAGUUUUGUUCUCGUUUUGUUGCACCCGGUCAUAUUAAAAUGAAAUCUCACUUGUGUCUACGUUUCCCACAGGAAUGCAGCGAAGUAUACCAUAGCUGUCUUCCAUGAGCAAACAUCUAUUUUAUCUAAAUCAUUUUAAAUACAGUUGAUCCUCCGUUUAUGGCUUAGUAAAAUAAUGAAUUGUCCAUAUUCAUAUAUAUGAUGGAUUUAUUGAGGGCUGGAUAAUAUGGCUCCCUUCCAAAAUGUUGGGGUGGAUAGACAUAAAUCAUUGAUUGAAAAUCUGAUUUACAUUGGCUUCCCCCUCCUGCAGAAGGACUGUAGCUCAGUGGUAGAGUAUCUGCUUUGCAUGAAGAAUGUCCCAGGUUCAGUCCCUGGCAUCUCCAGGUGGGACUGUAUGUACCCAGUCUAGAAUGUACCCAGUCUAGAAUCCUAGGGAGACUAUGUCAAUCAGUGUAGACAAUACUGAGCUAGAUGAACCAAUGAUCUGGCUCCAUUCCCCCUGUUAUUUGACUCAAGGAAGCAAUUCAAUUGUUUUAAUAUUUCCUGAAGGAGCAUGUAUACUAAUCAACUUACGUAAUUAAAGCUUGCCAUUAAAUAAAGCUUUUCUAUUACAUGGGAGCAGAAUCUGACCCCCUCUGGUCAUGAAGUCUGUGUGUAGUCAGGAAUUUCUAAUGCCUUCAUGCAAAAAGAAAGGUGGGAGGAAGGAAUGUGCAAGCCUGAGUAUUGCCAAACCAUGUUUUGGUGUUGGAAUAUGAAUAUGUGGGUGCAUGUUUCACUAUUAUAAUGUUUGACUCCAAAGGCCAGAUUUCACCUGCUUUGUUCUUUGAACUUUGUGUUUCAAUAGGGGCCCAUGGAUUCAGUUUUGUGAGCUUGCCACACUUCCACUAACAUCCAGUGUUAAAGUACAGAUUUUUUAAAAAAAAUUAAAAAAGCCCACAAAUGUUAAUUAUGUUUAUCAAGCAUAGAUUUUUGUGUUUUGUGAAAUCCUAUGAUCUCUACUAAGUAAGCCUUUGCAAGGGCAUUCUCUUUUUCAGUCUGCAUAGGAACUGUACCUGUUAACCUCUUUCUCUGCUGAUUUGCAGGCAGCUGUGAGUCUAGGCACACCCAUCAUGAAAGCAGACUGGAUUUAUAAGGCCUGGGAGAAAAGGAAUGACAUGUAUGUAUACAUUGUUCAAAGUGGCAUUGGUAUUUGCACUUGCGUGCAGGACAGUGAGAAGAAACCAUUUUCUGCAUAGGAAAACAUGGUGCAACAAGGUUUAAAUCCCUCUUCCCAUUUCCCCCCCACUCCUUAGUGACUUCUGUGCUGCUGCUGAGGAAUUCAGGAAAGAAUUUAAAGUUCCCCCAUUUCAGGACUGCAUGUUGAGUUUUCUUGGAUUCUCUGACGAAGAAAAGAAGAGCAUGGAAGAAAUGACAGAAAUGCAAGGUAAAUGUGAAAAAACUAUUGCACUAAAAGAGUCUAUGUACAUAAAAUGCUUCAAACCGCCUCGUACCCUGGACAAAAACACUACUAUCACUGUAAAAAGAUACUUUGGGGGGGCACACAUAUUAAAUAGCCAGCAUGUUAUUGUAUUGCUGAUACUACAGAUUUUGAUGCUCUGUUUUACUGAGAACGUGUUAGUGUUCAUAUUUGUAAAUGUAUUACAGUAGUUGAUGACUUGUUUAAUGAACUGUAUACCCCUCUAUUAUACCUGUCUAUGGAAUCAUGCUUUUCUACUGAUUUGCACUUAAAAGAGGUUGACGUCGCCAUCUAAAGCAAGUCUAAAUGCCGAGAAUUCGUUACAGAAGAGAUGUCAAAUGCUUAAGCUGUAUCUCAAAUUGCAUUUGUGCAGAUUUGUGCUUUUUCUUUAAUUCAUGUACAGCUUCCUGAACGUAAAAAUGUGGAGAGCCAGCUUUGCAUCAUGCAUAAUAACAAAAAUCUGAAGCUGUGUGAAAGAAAUUAGUGCUCUCUCCUUUAAAUAUGUUAUUCUAAGUAUGGUUAGCGUUGUUUGUAGGUGAUCUGCAGUUCUUGGAGCUCUCCAUAUCUUCAUAUCCCUUACGCUAACAUUCAAAAAGGCCAGUAUUAUUCUCAAAGUACAGACAGAAGAAAUAAGCAAGUUCCAUGUAGUGAGUUCAUAGUUGUGAGAUUUCAAGUAGAGACAUUUAUGUUUAUCCUCUUAGCCAGUAUGUAGCACCAACUAGAGAUGCCCUUCUCCAUUCUCUAAAAUCUGCAUCUGCUUGCAUUGAGCCUCAGAUUUCUUCUAUAUCUUCCUUUCUAAACUCUUAUUCUGAAUAAAUAAGGGUUUGGUGGACCUGUGGUCCUCUUCCUAAUUUCAUGUGUGUGGCAAGGAGGGGAAAAUGUGGACGACGAGUGGCAAGAAGAGAUGUGCCCCAGCUCUGUCCCCUGACAGAUUACAUGUGAGGGACAGAGGAAAGUCUCCUCUCCCCCACCUUACAUAAUACUUUGAGAAUAACUUUGCACAUUUUUCACUGGGAAAUAAGAUUCCUGUCUCCCUUGGUGUUACUGUAGUGUGUUGGAAUGAAAAUUAAGUGUAGAAUUUAGGAAGGAACAGAUUAAUCUUGGCAACCCUCUUUUGUCUUCAGGUGGACAACACCUGCCUGUUGGUGAUGAAAGGUGUACUCAUCUCAUAGUUGAAGAAAAUACUGUAAAAGACCUUCCAUUUGAGCCAUCACAGAACCUCUACGUUGUAAAGCAGGAGGUCAGUUUCAAUAGAAAAUCCUGGAUUCUUAAAAUGCAUCCUAAGCCUAAACCCCUUGGCUUUUGCUUUUCAGUAGCUAUUUUUAACGUUGGCAAUGAUGGAUUGUUGUAUAUGCUUGAGCAAAUCACAGAAAAUGUUUUUUUCUCCCUCUAGUGGUUUUGGGGAAGCAUUCAGAUGGAUGCCAAAGCUGGAGAAUCCAUGUACCUUUUUGAAAAGGUGAGCUGCUAUAGAAGGAAAUCUAGAAUACUGAAAGCAAUUUAUAGAACCAGAAUGGGAUCUUUAGACUGGGCAAUUCUUGGUACAGUGGUGCCCCGCAAGACGAAUGCCUCGCAAGACGGAAAACCCGCUAGACGAAAGGGUUUUCCGUUUUGGAGGUGCUUCGCAAAACGAAUUUCCUAUGUGCUUGCUUCGCAAGACGAAAAUGUCUUGCGAGUUCCUGCGGGGUUUUUUCCUUUCCCCCCCCUUUUUCCCAAGCCGCUAAACCGCUUAUCAGCUGAUCGGCUAAGCCGCUUAACAGCUGAUCGCUAGCCGCUUAUCAGCUGAUCGUUAAGCCGCUAUCAGCUGAUCGCUAAGCCGCUUAUCAGCUGAUCCGCUAAGCCCGCUAAGCCGCUAAUACUGUAGCGCUAAUCCGCUAAACCGCUAAUGGGCUUGCUUCGCAAGACGAAAAAACCCGCAAGACGAAGAGACUCACGGAACGGAUUCUUUUCGUCUUGCGAGGCACCACUGUAUUAGCUUAUUAAUGAAAUAGAAGAUGGAAUUUUGGGAUGAUUUUUAAACACUUCAGUUCCAUUAACUGUGUCAAAGCAUUUUUUGUUUCUGUAUUUAUGUAAAACACGUAUGGACACUUUUAUGAGUAAAACUCAAUUAGGGCAGCUUACGCAGUGGCCCGGUUCACUAGUUGACUCAAACCAUAGUUUAAUACAAACAAUGGUUUAAUGUGAACAAGCAGCAGAUCGCAGCUCAGAAGCUCUUGUGGCACUCCUCCUCUCCUCCCCAGGUGCUGCGCCAGAGAUGAAACAAGGCAGAGUUGUGCUUGUCAUGUCAUCUGAACCAGAGCUUGUGGCUUCCUUCCCCUAAGCAAACCAUGAGAGGUAAACCAAGAACAAAGCUUAGCUACUACUCAUGGUUUGUUUGGAGAGAAACAAACCAUAAGUGCAGGUUUUGACAGCGUAAUGAGCCAGAUUCUGGGUUGCUUAGUUUGUGGGAGCAGCAGUGCGGGAACUUUUGAGCAGUGUGCACCACCAUUCUGUUUGUUCCCAUUAAACCAUAGUUCAUAUUAAACCAUGGUUUAAUCUGUCAUGUGAUCUAGACCAAUAAGAGACUGAAGUGCAAUUUCUAACAACAAAAUAGAAUAGAAUACAAAGCCUCCUGUGAAAAUUUGAGUAGUAAUAAAUGCGUAUCCAGCCCAAAAAUAAAACACUUUUUCCCUUCACAAGAAAGACCAUCACCUCAAAGGAACUCAAUAAUAGCAGAAGAUAAUUACUAAAGAAUCAGCUGGUGAAAAUAAUUGGGUUUUCAAGGCCUUCCUGUAAGCUUUACAGUGAAACCAAUUUCAGUAGCUGGAUUUUACAGCUUCCUGGGGUUCUAAGCUGUAGAGCAGGAGUACAGUUACCUAUCUGAAUGUUUAUAUUUCAUUGCAGUUAGACAGUCCUGAACUGAAAACGUCUGUCUCACAACUUUCACUGAGUACUCCAAAUAGCAACCGGAAGAAACGUCGCUUGAGAGAGACCCUUGCUCAGCUGACCAGAGAGGCAGACAUGUCUCCCUUCCCACCUCGGAAGCGGCCAUCAGCUGAGCAUUCCCUUUCGAUGGGAUCCUUACUUGAUAUUUCCAAUACUCCUGAAUCGGGCAUAACUAAUGGAGGUAAAGGAAAACCAGCUCUGUGUCACUUAAUAGUUGUGGCAAAAAUAAAACACUUCUGAAUACUGACAAGAGUAACUGAUUUUUCCCUUCUCAAUACUAUACAGGGAGCAGGAUAGAAUUGAGGAACGUGGAUAUUGGUAGACAGAAGGGCAACUCUCAUUUCUAUAGACUUAGUCGGAUGAGGAGGAAAUCAUGCAGGCUUUCCAGAUGUAUUCCUCUGGAUAACGUUGCUCGUAAAUGUUGCAUAAACUCCUUAGAAAAUCUGCAACAAACCAUCAAGGCAGCUAGCAGUAAGCCACCUGAAAGCCUAGUUAACGAAGCACCUCAAAUGAAACUUCAGAAAUUCAUUAUUUUCCCAGUCGAAAGCAAGGAAACUUCUGUAAGCCUCCGUUCCAUUCCAAUUUUGAAAGAUGUUGUCUUAUGCGAACAUCAUCCAGUUAGAGAUGUACCGAGAACAUCGCAAGGUGAUGAUGAGCAAAUUUCCUUAAUUUUUUUAGAUCGCAGUGACCAUUUAGGUAAUGCAGAACUUAACUUGGGGCAUGAGUCGUGUACUAAAGGCGAUUUCAAAAUACAGAUUGGAUCCGUUUGUGGCACCUGACUUCCAAGGUGAACCAAAUUUGUCCCAGCAAGAGUAGAGGUAGAGACAUCUCACUGAUGUAAAUAAGGUUGCUUCAGCUGUACCAACUUCAGUGCUGAAGUGCAGGAAGUGAGUUGUGAGAGAAGCAGCAAGGAACAAGAUGAGUGUAGUUUUUAUGAUGGAACACUGACAAUGAUAGUUGGAUAGGAAGACUUGAACCAACCUUUGAAUCCAAUUCAGAUGCUGGUUUCGCUUGCACUGCUUCAGUGCUCAUAAGAAGUAAGCUAGGUGCCGUUCAGAUUCCUGAUAAGUUCUGUACCUGAAAUCCUUGGCAAUUUUCUACAAUAGAAUACAAAAAAAAUUACUUCUGGUAUCAAAAUAUUUUGGGGAUAUUCCCUAAUAUUGCUAAAAUAAUGGGCAUUGGCUAUUUUAUAAUAGUAGCACAGAGAGAAAGUGGUAGAUAGAACUUCACCUUGCAUGGUGGCACAGAAAGUAGAACCCACUUAGGGCUUUUCCUGUUCCAGCAGGUUUUUAUUUUGUGCAACUUUAAAAAGCGGAAUAGCACUCAAAUCUUCAUAUUUAAAAUGGAUUAGCACAUCUAAUGGAAACAGUCGUCUUAAAUAGAUCACCUGUUAAGAAUCCAUGGUAGUUUCCCUGCUUGUAAAAACAAAACAAACCCCCCCCAAAUGAACACCCAAAUAAAUCAUUUUUAUGUCUCGUGUCUCCAUCCUUUACAGAAACUCCAAAAUCAUGUGCAAAGCCGUCCAAAAACUCGACUCCUUUUCUGCCAAAGCAGUCUGCGAGAUGGCAGGUUGCGAAGGAGCUGUAUCAGACGGAGAGCAAUUAUGUUGAUAUCCUGACAACCAUAAUCCAGGCAAGUUGAUAGGUCCCCCCUGUACCUGAUGGAAACUUGCUACAAAUCAAUAGCACCUCACUUUCCAAAAAGAUCCAUUAUUAAGGGGCCUCUGCUACAACUACUAUUGCAGUAACUGCCCUCUGAGGGCUGAUGGGCACCUUACACGGUAGCGAUGUUGUCUGUAUGCUGUGCGUGUCUCAUGCCAGAUAAGGAGAGGUGUGUCUGCAAAGGAUGUGAUGUGGAGGCAGUCAUGCGCCAGGAAGCUUUGGCUUGCCUGUGCUUCCUGGCACAUGUCUACCAUGCACAUAUGACUGAGGUUUAAAUAGGCUUUUUUUUUUUUUACAUGGGGAUCCUUCAGUUCUCCCAUCCAGAUGACUGAUUGGUUUCAUGCUUGCUCAUCUUCACCAAUGCUUUAGCAGCAGGUGCUCCUACGCCGCUUGCUGGGCCCACUCAUCUGCCGUAUGUUAAGGACUAACCUGACAACCAUGCCUAGUCAGCGGCUGUUUUUAUUGGAGCACCAUUGUGAGAAGGGGCUGAAGAGGGACAGGUCUGUGCCUGAACAUGGCCUGCCAAGAAGUUAUGUUAGCGCUGAUGCAGUUACUGGAAAUGCACAAAGUCUGAAACAAUGCAGCUGCAUUAGAACACGAAUCAUUUCCAAAAUAUAAUUAUAAAUGCGUCUUCUCCAGCACUCGAUUCGAACAGCGUUUCUGGAUCGCAGCUAGGUUGUCCUCGGUAUCAUCGAUGCUCUUCCUUUCAUUUAGGAAAAGAUAAUGAUCCGUAUUUUGCAAAUAAGAAUGUUUUAAAAAUACUAUACUGCUUCUUGGGAGAAAAGCAAUAACCGACCUAGACAGCAUCUUAAAAAACAGAGACAUCACCUUGCCAACAAAGGUCCAUAUAGUUAAAGCUAUGGUUUUCCCGGUAUGAUGUAUGGAAGUGAAAGCUGGACCAUAAAGAAAGCUGAUCGCCGAAGAAUUGAUGCUUUUGAAUUAUGGUGCUGGAGGAGACUCUUGAGAGUCCCAUGGACUGCAAGAAGAUCAAACCGAUCCAUUCUGAAGGAAAUCAGCCCUGAGUGCUCACUGGAAGGACAGAUCGUGAAGCUGAGGCUCCAAUACUUUGGCCACCUCAUGAGAAGAGAAGACUCCCUGGAAAAGACCCUGAUGGUGGGAAAGAUGGAGGGCACAAGGAGAAGGGGACGACAGAGGACGAGAUGGUUGGACAGUGUUCUCGAAGCUACAAACAUGAGUCUGACCAAACUGUGGGAGGCAGCGGAAGACAGGAGUGCCUGGCAUGCUCUGGUCCAUGGGGUCACGAAGAGUCGGACACGACUAAACGGCUCAACAACAAGAACAAAAAUACUAUAUUAUACUGCAAUGUUUAAAUGUUUCUUUGAUUGUCCUUGAAUCUUACCACCACCCUUGCCGUCCUCUCCUGUCACACCUCUGGUGCACCACAUCCUUUGAGAACCACUCCUCUAACUGUGGCACUUGGGGGUUGGUAAUGGAGACAGCUGAACCAACAUCAAUUUAUAUGGGUACUAGGAAAGCCUUCAUUUUUAUUGUUUAGGGCAGGGGGUUAAGGGGAGUGACGACUAGGCGGCAGCAUCUUGGCACGGUAAACCUGGCCCAGACCAUAAUUGCCAAUAGGUGGCUUUAGGGAAAUUGUUAUCUGCUGCAAAGAGCAUGAAUCUGCCUUGAGUGCAGCCUUCCAAUUAAGAUGACUCUGUGGUAUUACAUCUAUUUGCUGUUUUCAUUUUUUCCAGGUCUUUCAAGUCCCCUUGGAAAAGGAAGGACAACUUGGAGGCCCCAUCCUUGCACCAGAGGAAAUUAAAACCAUAUUUGGCAGUAUCCCUGACAUCCUUGAUGUACACACCAAGAUAAAGGUUGUCUUCAAGACUUGUACAAUGCAGAUCUUUCAUCUGUGUUGCUUUACUCCUGAGUUUUAACUUGCUUGUGCUGCCCUGGAAAGACAUUAAUGUUUGGAACAACUAAAGACAGAAAAUGGAAUUUGAAGUUGCAAGUUUAGAAUUUGUUCUACACUCUUCAGCUCAAUAGUUCGUGAAUAGAUUCCCUGAAACUGACUCACAUCAGGCAUAAUACCAAAAAUAAGGGUGCUUAUGUUUUCCCUUGCUUCCAAAUGUGGUAUCAAAUUGUUAUUGUUAUCAUUAAUUCCAUUUGUAUAGUACCCUUUACAACAGAAAGAAACAAAAUGAGAAUUAAAAAUACAUAAGAAAAACAAACCAAUAGCAACCCCCCCCAUUUAAAAAGCCAUAGAAUGUUAAUCUGCUGAAUGCCUGCUUGAAGAGAAAUGUUUAUGCCUGGUGCCUAAAUAUAUGUAAUGAAGUUGCUUAUCUACACUCAGUGUAUAUAAGCACCUUCAUUACAUAUCUUUAAAUUAAAGGCUAUUUGGGAGCAGAAAAAAUGCACAAGUUCAGGGUACUAAUAUAACUUUCCAUCUUACAAAUUGUAAUUUUUUUUUUUAAUAGGCAAUAUGUCAUUUAUGUUCUAGGAGGACCUUGAAGACCUUAUGAUAAACUGGACUGAAAGCGAAAGCAUUGGUGAUGUCAUACUCAAAUAUGUAAGUCUUCAACACUAGCUGCAUUACCAUGAGUGCUCGCAUAGCACAUGGGGAGGAACCCCCUGGUCUUGGAGGAAUUGGGGGAAGCCUCAAGCAAUGCUAAAACACACAGCUUGUUUUAGUAACAUCGAGCAAAGUUUUGCAUUGCACACUUGUACUGUUGCAUUUGUAUACUGCCCUACACCUGUAGAUCUCAGAGAUGUUGGGGAAGGCUGCUGUGGAGUGCCUCUUAGCUGGCUUAGUGGUGACUGAAAAUACUUCAGGGCAUGAUGGUAUAUUUAAGCUGGUUGCUGUAAAGGACCAAUUUUUAAAAUUACCUUUUUCCACUUCAGCUUUAUGCUUGUUGUAAAUGAAAGUUCUGCAUUCUUUCAGUCAAAAGACUUACUGAAAACAUACCCUCCUUUUGUGAACUUCUUUGAAAUGAGCAAGGAAAUGAUUACUAAGUGCGAAAAACAGAAGCCAAGGUUUCACGCUUUCCUGAAGGUAAUUACCUUCCCCCCCUUUUCCUUGCUCCCCCACUGUGUGUGUGUGUGUGUGUGUAAUAUAUAUAUAUAGAUAUAUAGAUAGAUAGAUAGAUAGAUAGAUAUAGAUAUAUGGAAGGGAUUUCAUCUGUGUAUUGACUUGGAGUAUGUUUUUGACUUCUGUGUAAGAAGUUAGCAGCGUCUGACUUCAAUGCCUUUAGAACAGGUGUGGACCGAAGGUGGAUUAGGAUCUUACCUUUAGAUUGGCAGAGGUUUUUCACUCCUACCUGCUGAAGCAUUUAAAAUAUUGCUUACCUCCUCUUCAUUGCCAAGGUAAACCCAGAGCAGGUUGCCUAAAAAGUCACAUAUGUGCUACUACAUUUUAUAAAACGAAGUAAGCGAGUAAUAGUAGCACUAACAAACAGUUCACAAGAUAGUAAUCAAACAGAUUCCAGUUUCCUAUCAAGCUAUAGCCUAGAUGAAUGAAGUCAGAGUUGGCACCAGCUGUAUCCUGGCCUGGGCAGGGAGGCAGGGAAUUCCAUAUUGACAUCCUUGGCAUUGCCACAUAGUGAGCUUGGUCCAAAUGCAUCACGGUGAGCAGGGCCUCCCCUUAUUUAUUCAUGAUUUGUACCCCGCCCAUCUGACUGGUGCCUCCAGCCAAUGAUAGAUCUAAUAGCACCACCAGAGUGCACAUCUGUUUGUUUUGGAGGGAGGGCAGCUCCAUCCAGAGUAGAAAACCUGCCCAAUUCUUUGGCCUGACUAUCCACAGGAUCUCCAUCUUAUUAAGAUGGAGCUUCAACUUGGCCCUCAUCCAGCCCACCACUUGUCUAAGAACCAGGGCUUGCACCUUCCUUUCUGACUUGGAUAUACAGAGAAAGUAGAGUUGGGUGUCAUCAGCAUACUGAGGGCAUGUCAGACACUCCACACAGUUCCCAAUGGAUUCAUAGAGAUAUUCAGUAGUCUUGGGAGCAAGAUGGAAGCCUGCAGACCACCACAGAAUAAUUGCUAUAAGGUUGAGUUUCUUAGCGUCAUUUUCUGAAAACACCCCUGUAGAAUCGCCGUAUUUCCUGCUGCCAACCCAUUUAGUCGAUCCAGCCGAUAUGGUCGAUGGUACUGAGUGCUGCUGAGAGAUCAAAGAGAAACAACAGGAUCACAUUCCCUGUAGUCCUGUCCUGAUAAAGGUCAUUGGUUGGGGUAACCAAGGCUGACUCAAUUCUGAAGCUAGGCCUGAAUUUUGGUUGGGAAUGGAUCCAGAUAAUUCAGUAGGGGCAUCUUCUUUCCAGGCUGCUGUGGGGCAGCGUGAGGAGGCACCUCUCUUUGGGGUGUGGGGUGGGGCAGCUCAGAGACCAGGGAUGGCGACGGUGGCUGCUUGGAGGACUCUCAAGGAAUCAAGAGAGGACUGAAGGAAUAGUCCACAAGGGAAGGUGUUCAACAAGGGGUGAGGGGCUGCUGGCUCUGCAGGCAAGGAGUAACAUAGCUGGGCUUUUGAGUCUCAGAGCAUUUCCCCACAGGGGAGCCGCAGAAAGAAUGUAGUUGGUCAGGGGAGCUGUGGACUCAAAAAAGCUGAAAACCUCUGCAGAUAAAGCAUUUUGUCCAAGAGCUUCUGGCCACUACACCUUCCUUAGAAAGGGGAUGUUUGUGACUGGGUGGUAGUUGUUACAAACCUCUGAGUCUGGUGCAGGUUUACUGAGGAACGGUUGCACUACUACCUCUUUAAAGACAGCAGGCAUUGGCUCCUCAUGCAAAGAAAAUAAGAAUUUCACACUUAGCAAUGGCAAGGAUUGAGUUGGUACUUUGCUCUCAAUAGAUAAAUCAAGCUAAACCAGAGUGUGGUCGACAGAGUUUGGCAGAACUCCUCAUCCGACCUGUUCAGAGGCUGCCUAGUGUUGCCCUUCUUCUAAAUGGUAAGUGAGGGCUGGUUUUGCAUCGCUUGUUUUUGUAGAGCAAGUGAGCUGGUGCCUUAUUUUAGUUGCUUCAAAUUGGGAGAGCUAAAUGCUCUGUAACUGAAACGGGCUUCAUCUGACUCCAUGCCCUUUUCUGCAAAAGUACAUGACAGAGCUGUUCUGGGGAUGGUGGAUACUUAAGCAUUAUUGUGUUUUAAACUUUCCAAUCGAUUUGUUUAAGGCUCUAACACUACGGAGAUCUUUAAACAUGCUUUCAGUUAAGAGGAAUAAUGGAAUGCAAUUGGGCAGUGACUGACAAUUCCCAUCCCCCCAAAACACUCUGUAGGUUAUCUAUGUCACUAAAACAUAUGCAGUUCUUAAAUCCGUUUGCCACCUACUGUUAAGUAUAGUCUUACAGGCCUAACCUGCAUAAUUUACAUUAGGCCUUGAAAUAGGUGUGGCUCAGCUGUUUGAGAGUCUUUCUAGGUGAGAAAAGACAAGAAAUCCAUGUUUUGCAAAUAAGAGUUUCAGCAACCACAGAAAAUAAAUUCCAGCUGUAUGGGGUGAAAAGGUGAUUGAAAACCAGUGUCCCCCCCCCCCCCAAAUUCUCAAACUUUGUCAACAUUAUCUUGGCAUGAUUUUAAAAAGUUGCCCUUUUCGCACUUCCCUGUUUUAGACAUUAAGAAACAUACGGCAGAAGACAAUCCUGACAAGGCAACUCUAGAGAGAGCCAUUGAGUCGCUAAAGGAAGUGAUGACGUAAGUGGUGAUAAUCGUAACGAGAUAUUCUCUGGGUCUGAUGUUAGUAUGGUAGACUAGCUUGGCAGUAAGGCAUACUGUCUAUUCAGCAGACAAGUAUUCUGCAUAUAUCUCUCUCCCUACCUACCAACCAUACUAGUCUGCUCAAGAGGCAGCAUGCAUUAUAUAUAGUUUUUAAAAGUUGUAUUUAUAAAAAUGGUACCUUGGUUUUCGAAUAUAAUCCGUUCUGGAAGACUGUUUGGCUUCCGAAACGUUCAAAAACUGAGGCGCAAAGGGUCUUGCAGAGGCGGCCUGCGAUUUCAAUGGAGAAAAUGGAAAAAAACGCAGUGGAAGCUCUUCAACUUCUGAGGCACAUUCGAAAACAGAAGCAUUUAUUUCAGGUUUUCGGCGUUUGAAAGCCAAAACGUUUGGUUUCUGAGAUGCUCAGAAACCAAGGUACCACUAUAUAUGUAACUGUUCUAUGCUCUUAUAUUGUAAAUUCGUUUGGCAUGCCUCAUGGGAAGCUAUCAGCAAAUGAAAUUCCUGCAAUUCUGCUAUUCUAUGAAUCUGUGAAAUAUAUAACAAUGGGAUGGUUUAUCCUGUGGUAUAUUGCCGGCCUGUAUUUUCCAGUUGCCAAAAAAGAAAAGAGAAAACAGAAAGCCGUGGGAAUGCUGCUGUUGUGAUGAGGUAGCUAGGUUCCCAGCUGAACUGUGGGUUCCAUCUCAAAAGCCACACAUUGAAUAGCACUCAUUGGAAAAAAGUUAUGAGCGUUUAAUUCUCCUCAAAACUGGGAGGACCUGCUUUGGCACUGUUAUCCAUUUGAUACAUCGUUUUGUAAUGAGAAAGGGAUGCGGGUGGCGCUGUGGUCUACACCACUGAGCCUCUUGGGCUUGCUGAUCAGAAGGUCGGCGGUUCAAAUCCCUGUGACGGGGUGAGCUCCCGUUGCUCGGUCUCAGCUCCUGCCAACCUUACAGUUUGAAAGCACGCCAAAAAGUGCAAGUAGAUAAAGAGGUACCGCUCCGGUGGGAAGGUAAAUGAUGUUUCUGUGCGCUGCUCUGGUUUCGGUGUUACGCUGCGCCAGAAGCGGUUUAGCCAUGCUGGCCACAUGACCUGGAAAAACUGUCUGCAGACAAAUGCCGGCUCCCUUGGCCUGUAAAGCGAGAUGAGCGCCGCAACCCCAGAGUCGUCUGCGACUGGACUUAACUGUCAGGGGUCCUUUACCUUUACCUUUGUAAUGAGAGGUGUCUUACUUCAAAAAUAAGUUAACUGUUACUUUUCAGAACCUUUUUGUGGAAAGGAAUUGGUGCUUUUUCUUGUUACAAUAACUUUUCCUUAAGGUUAUGGGAUAUAUUAUGAAUACUUUCCCUUACUCCCGAAGCCAGUGAAAAUUCAAAUGACAACGAUAGGAAUUCUGUAGGAAUUACUUGUACUGCAGGAGACUCCCAUGACUGCUGUCAGUGUGAAGGGUCAGCACUGUAGCAGCUGCCUGGUACAUAGCUUUGCAGCGCUUUAAGGGAGGAAAAUUCAGCAAAUCUGUUUCGAUGAACCCCUGUCCCCUUUGGGCCUUCCUCAAGUGGAAAACACUUCUCCUUAGUCUUCAACUGCUGACACGGCUGCUCGUCGCAGUCUUUUCACAUUUCCCAAGUCUGUGCGAGAAAUUAAUGCGGGCAGAAUUUAAAAACAGAACUCUUAUAAAAUGUGGUGUUUCUGUUUGUGUGUAGCUUUGUAUUUUUAGCAUGGUGUUGGUAUGCAUAUAGCAUAAUUCUCCUGUGGUAGUCUUGGUUUCUGGGUAGACGACUUAACGAAGUGGCCGUUCUGCAGAUGAAGAGGCUGUUCAGCUGUAGAUGUGUGUAUACACACACAUGUUGGGGGUGUGUGUGUGUGUGUGUGUGUGUGAUUGUGUGUGCACACACUCGCACUCCCCAUCCAUAAUAGUCGCUGAGCACAAGCUUAUGUCAAUAACAUAAAGUGGUGGAUCUGACCUUCACGUGCCAUGAAGCAGAUACCUAGAUGCCCUGUCUGUAUUGGACCUAAACCCUAACAACUAAAAAGUCUUUUUUUGCUCUUUUCCCCAGGCAUAUUAAUGAAGAUAAAAGGAAAACGGAAGCCCAAAGGCAGAUUUUUGAUGUUGUCUAUGAAGUAGAUGGCUGCCCGGUAAGUUAAUAGUGAAGCUGAGCCUGAUGCGUGGGGUGGAGUCCUUUUGUUAGACAGAUAUGACCUCUUGGUAGGGGGAGGAGGAGAAGAAUAAAUGUUAACUGGAGAGUCUUCUCACGUAACACUCCCAGGCCAGUGGGGUUGCUGUGGGCCCCAGUGACUGUUUGAAAUAUUGGUCCAGCUUUUCUCUAGCAAACCUGAGCUGCUUCAUGCUCUACGUGCUUCUCAACAAUUGUUAGGUCAGCUGUCUUGUGCUGUUUCAUCUCUCUCUGCUUCAGGUUUUCAAAAAAAUUAUGUUUAACUUGCUACAUGUUCAGGGUUUUUAUUGAGAUGAAUGGGAGAAUGAAGCUGCCCAACCCCUAAUUGAACUGGAUUAUAUGCUUGACAAGUUCUUAAAAUAGGGUAGAGAAAAUUAAUUUAGAAUUUUGAUUGUACCAUAAAUUCCACCCUUUUUGGUUCUGCUCAAGAGUGCUAGAAUAUUUUUCCUGUUUUUGUAACUUGCAGCAGACUCCUGUAUGUAAUCAAAAACCACUGCAAGGCUUUAUUGGACCCUAGGAGUAAGUUUUACCCUAUGAGGUUAAUUCUGCUUCAGGCUGGCUUUAUAUUGGUACAAGAACUGUAGUUUUCAUAGUGCAAACUUCUAACAUGGAUUUCUUGCUUGCAAUAUUCUGUUGAGCUCCCCAACCCUGUUAGGUUGUCAGGGUACUUUGGAUUCCUUCCAUUAUGAGUUCAGUACAUCUCCUAUGCAUUUUGUUUUGCUUUCUUGACUCCUUCUUCCAAGGCUUCCACAUCUCCCAAUGAGUUAACACUGUGAAACCUAACAUACCCCAAUAGGUUAGGAGUGUGUUCUAUGUUUUUGGAAUGUGGUACCAUUAACGACUAAUUUUUUAUGCUAAACUGGAGUAAUUUUGAAAUUGAUCAUUAACUUUAUUUCCAGAUACAGUUUUUGAAAGCAUCUGCUGACCCUAAUAAUGCUGUAGGAAAAAAUGUGUGGGGUUACAGAAACAAUAAGCUGAUGUACUGGAGAAGUAUUCUGUUGUUGGGCAAUGAGAGGAUUCCUGUAUGUGAGCUUUUGAAAGGGUUCAGUAAGGCAAUGUUAAAAAAGGUAAAGGACCCCUGACAGUUAAUUCCAGUUGCAAACGACUCUGGGGUUGCGGUGCUCAUCUCGCUUUACUGGCCAAGGGAGCCGACAUUUGUCCGCAGACAGUUUUCCCAGGUCAUGUGGCCAGCAUGACUAAGCCGCUUCCGGCAAAGCCAGAGCAGUGCAUGGAAACGCCAUUUACCUUCCCACCGGAGCGGUACCUAUUUAUCUACUUGCACUUUUUGGGGUGCUUUCGAACUGCUAGGUUGGCAGGAGCUGGGACCGAGCAACUGGAGCUCACCUCGUCGUGGGGAUUCGAACUGCCGACCUUCCGAUCAGCAAGCCCUAGGCUCAGUGGUUUAGACCACCGCGCCACCCACAAUGUUACCUGCUGUGAAAUCUAAUCUGCAGAAUAGCAUAAAUAUUACCGCCCAGCAGGUUUUUGAAUGUUAUACAGAUCUUUUAGGUUAAAAGUCUGCUCUGUUUAAUUUUAUUUCUUGGUGACAAAGCACCUUCCUGAACUAUUCUGUUCUGUUUUUUAAAUGAGCUUCUCCUAUACCCCACAGGCCAAUCUCUUGUCAUCUCACCGAAGUCUAAUUCAGCGGCUGGAAACAGUUGCGCUUGGUGACGACCUCUGUGACAGAGGGGAGCAGGUCACCCUGUUCCUUUUUAACGACUGCCUGGAGGUAAGUCUAUAGAUAUUCAUUUGGCUGUGACAUUCUGGAAUGACUUGCAACCCAGAGGAAUAAAUAGUAAUCCAAAUACUUGCAACCUACGAAGGACGUCUGGAACACUUUUUUUUUUGUCUUGACAGAAAGCUUUACGCUAUAUGUGCCACUCAGUCAGUUGGUAAGAACCACUGCACAAACUGUCAACGAGGAACACUUUAUUUCUGCGGACUUAAUGGUUGGUAGCUCGAUACGGGGAUUAGUGGAGAAGACAGAGCAACUUUCUGCUGCCAUGUCUUACUAUUAGUAGUGAAAUAUUUGCUGCAGGAGAGAUGCUGCCACUGAGAAGCAAGCAGAGAGGCCUUUGAGUAAUUCCUCCCCCGACAUGAAUUCUUGCAGAAAUGUAGUACGCAGGCAUCGUAUGGGUUAUUGACUUACGACCAGAGCUGUGCCCUAGAAAAUUCUUCCGCAAGAGGCUGAAUUUUGUAACCUGUAUAAAUUAGACAAGUUGAAUAAACUUGCAUCUCAAGUCAUGACAUUGAAGCUCUGCUCCUGAAUCUAUACUUGGUCACCCCUUUCUUUUUUAAGGAGCAUCUGCUGGCUUGGGAAUGCUGACGUCUCUUGCAAUUUUGGGUCCUUCUGGCAGAUGCUGGAGGUGGAAAGUUGUUAACAAGCCUCCCCCAGUUUUUAGAUCAAAGAUUUGGGCAGGGGGAGGUUGCUGAUCAGUUGAUUGCCAUCUGUACAUUUACUUGUGGUGGUAGUAGCAGCUCUGAAAUAACUCUGUAGAGCAUGAGACUCUUAAUCUCAGGGUCAUGGGUCCAAACACCACCUUAGGCAAAAAAUUCCUGCAUUGCAGAGGGUUGGACUACACGACCUGUGUGGUCCCUUCUAACUCUACCAUUCUUUGAUUCAAACUACAACCUCAUCUGGCUGGUCUUCCCCUCAUAGUUAAUCCAGAGCUCUUUAAAAUUGCAGUAUUACAACCAAGGCAGUUUUAUUGGUCUGUUGCAUGUAGGAGCAGCACCUCCGACAUCUUAUUUACAAAACUCAGCAUGAUCCCAUGCAUACUUACAUAGAAAUACAACCCACUGUGUUCAAUGGGGCUUUACUCCCAGGUAAGCAUACGUAAGGUUACAAUCUGUGUCAACUGAGGAAACUAUUGCUGGGUUCAUUGUUUCCUCCAGUCUAGUUGGCCGAUGCUUUUGUCAAGUGUUGGCUUCUUGCACCUUCGUAUUUGGAUUAAACCAGUGUCUCAUUUCUGUAGCUGAGUACUUGUUAACCGGAAAAAGAGAGCUGCUUUAAAUCUCCCCCGCAGCCUUCUUUUUGCCGUCCUUCUCUGCUGUCUUCCCAUCCCUAAUGUCCACUUGAUGCGAUGCAAGCAAAAGAAGAUUGCUUUUCACAUCUUUGGGAUUGAUGCAUCUUGGUUACUCUAGUGGUAGCUCAUCAAAAUCGGUUGGUCUCUUGGCGCCGCUUAGAAUCCUGGCAUUUGUUUCAAGUUCUCAAGACAGUGGCUCAGCGGCGCACAAAGUUCUCGUGGGGCUUAUUUAUAUUUAAUGUGAAUAAAUAACAUGGCUGUGCCAGGUAAGUCUGUUUUGCUUCUGCUUAAGCUAUACAAAAUGUGUGCGUAAAGUGUCCACACAAGCAGUAUAACCUGUAAUUGCUGUUGGAAAGAUACUGAGCUAGGGGAAAAGAAACUAAUCAAGUUUCAGAGGCUUGAGUCUAGCAUGGGGGAGGCCAUAAAGUACACAGUUCAUUGUAGUCUGUACAAUUUGCAGCACCAGGGAUGUGGAACUCUGCUUAAAAAUCUGCCUUCAGUAGCCACAAGUUAGCUUGAACCUCGCCCUUGACCAGUGGGUUUAAACAACAACAACAAUUUAUUACUUAUACCCGCAACAACAAUAACAAUAACAACAACAAUUUAUUACUUAUACCCCGCCCAUUUGGCUGGGUUUCCCCAGCCACUCUGGGCGGCUUCCAACAGGAGAUUAAAAAUACAUUAAAACAUCAGUCAUUUAAAAACUUCCCUAAACAGGGCUGCCUUCAGAUGUCUUCUAAACGUCAGAUUUUAUUCCUUUGACAUCUGAUAGGAGGGCAUUCCGCAGGGCGGGAGCUACUACAGAGAAGGCCCUCUGCCUGGUUCCCUGCAACCUUGCAGUGAGGGAACUGCCAGAAGGUCAUCGACGCCGGACCUCAGUGUUUGGACUGAAUGAUGGGGGUAGAGACGCUCCUUCAGGUAUACUGGGCCGAGGCAGUCUAGGGCUUUAAAGACUUCAACCAUGGCCCAUGGAGCUGCAGUUGUCAAGAUUGUAGCUGGGCUGUGUAUAAUGUGUUGUUUGGUUGCAGAAUCCAGUUUUCUAAAUCUGCUUUUACUUUGUGUCAAACAAAAUCGGUCUUGUCAAUCCCUGUCUAGCCCGUAUGCUAGCAUGUAAAAAUAUUUUUGUCUUGCCCUUUUCUGCUUUUUAAGAAAGAGCUUCACGGAGGCUAACUAUAGUAAAAGGCAAUAUCAAUAAAAUCUCAAAAACAUAAAGCAGCAACAAGUUUAGCAAAUCAGCAAGCAGAUGCCAGGUACACAUAGUGUCCAGCUGAGAUGUAUGUGUCUAUAUUGGGGAUGAUUAACCUUUUUUGGGGGUGCUGGAGAGCCAGAUUCACCUUUGGUCAGCUUUCUGGGGGCUUCAUGGCUCUAGUGGGUGUAACUACCCCAUACUCCUGUGUAUGCACACACAGCUAUGCAGAUCAGCUGGGAGCUGUCACCCUUGCCCCACUCAUGAAAUGGUUGCUCUGUUGAUUGAGUUGUGGGUGUUUUGCAUCCCAACCCAGUACUCUGAUGGAGAGCUUUAAAUCUCUCUACCCACCUCAGUGCUAUGUCUACUCCCCACCCCCCAUUGCCAAAAUUGGUGGACCCAAAGCUGGGCUUUACACACCCAACAUCUAGACAGUAUGAGCUUGGAGGACUCAAAGUGAAAGAGCUAGACAUAGUCUCAGGAUAGGAAGUUUUGCAGCCAGGCUGCCUAAAUCAGAAAUGCCAAGGCUUUCAUAUUCUCCAGCCGUGUGAGAUGCAAUAAUGGGGCCUCCCAUGAAGACAUUUGACAUACGGAGGCAGUCCUUAAAGUUCUCCAGGUUUUGGAUCUAUAUUUGGCAUGCCUAGAUGCUAAUGUAAUGAUGCUGCUCUUAAUUUGGAAGCUGGUCUACGUUCUUUGAGCUGCCUGGCUUGCAUGUGUUCCAUUUACUUUUGGCUUUAUUGUUGCCUUUUGCUUGCUCCCGGUUCCUUUGUAUUUUAGGCUGAUGAUCUGUUCUUAUUAAGUCUCCUUCCCUGGAUGAAGGAAUUGCUGCAAAAAAAUUGUUUCAAUUGGGCCCUCUCCUCAUUUGUUGUCUAUAAACUUGUUCACAUUAAACCCUAGUUGCUUUAUUAUUAUUACUAUUAUUUAUUUAUCCUCCACCCAUCUGGCUGGGUUUCCCCAGCCACUCUGGGUGGCUCUCAGCAUAGAGUGCAAUAGUGCAGUGCAGUGCAGUGCCUGAACUGGGCUCAUAUCUUCACAGCAGUAUAUAUGCUUGCUUGCAAGGUCCUUUCACAAUUGAGGGGACUUAAUUCAAAAUGUAUCUACUUGUGGGUGGAAGCAAGUACCCUUUAUUUACAAGUGCCUGGUACAACGCACCUUUACUGUCCAUAUGCAAUUCUGGAGUAUUUUACAAGUACAAGACAAAAGAAGAAUGUAUGUGGUUUUUCAAGUGAACAUAAAAACUGACUGUCUCUCAGGGAAAAAUAGUGAACUUAGCAUUUUGCAAUAGAAACAUGAAUCUGUAUGUUGGAAUUGUUUAGGAUUUUCAGAAGCUGUCACCAAACUUUCAGUUUAAAUGUUUCUGGACAUAUAGGAGCUGGUUCUUUUCAUGCUUCCUUUUCUUUUCUUUUUUUUUCAACAGAUUGCAAGGAAGCGGCACAAAGUCAUUGGUGGCUUCAAGAGUCCUCAUGGCCAUACCAGGCCACCAGCCUGUCUCAAGCACAUAAUCCUCAUGCCCCUGUCUCAGAUCAAGAAAGUACUAGACAUCCGAGAGACAGAAGGUAUGAACAUUGGCAGUGGAAUGUGGAUUUUUGAGGACUAAUAAUGCAGAGUGAUGGACUUCAAACGCUGAUAUGUUUUGGCACAGCUGAAUAACAAGAUAGCUUCCAAAGAGGUUUCACCUGGGGGCCAGGGAGCUGGAAGUAACCAUUAAAGGGAGCAGUGAGAGAAGAUGGUCAAAUGUCAGGAGUUGGAGAAAAUCACUCAAGGCUUUCAGAGCUCACAGCCCUUCAACGAGUGUUUCCAUAUGCCUUGGCAGAAAGCUUUGUCUAAAAAUAAAGCUUCGCAUGUGGGUGUAUUAACCUUUUAAGAACAAAGAUUGAUACAACUGGCACUUGAAACUUAAACAGGAGUUAAACCCACAGUUCUGUCUUAAGAUCCUUCAGCAGGCUUGUGUAACUUUCUCUAGACUAUCAUUUAUACGGCUGCAUGUUUCACUGAAAUCAGUGUGGCUUCCUUCUGUAGAGAGCAUUGUAAUCUUCUUAAUUUCCUGCAAUGAUGUGUGGCAGAGCAUCAUUCUAGGGUGCUGGAAAGAUUCUCUUCCUGUAACUUCAGAAAUAGUGUUCUGCAUCAAGGUCAGCCUCUGUGCAGACCUGCUUGGUACAAACUUAAAGCUACCUAAAAUUAAGGAGGAAGCUAAGGGUUAUGUACACUUUCCCUAUCUGCAAAUACCCACUCUGCCUGGGUUUGACAUGAAACCUUAACAGUUGCCAUCCUGGAUAAGAAUGAGCCUUGUUGUCGUCAUCUCGACAAUGCUGUUUUAAAUCAGGGUUGCAAAGUGGGUUUAAGAGGAUUCCCAGGUUCAUUUUAACUUAGCUUGGCGAUUGCAUGUAAAAUUGCCAGCAUGGUAUAGAGGAGGUAUGGGAAAUCACUGGCUCUCCUUUCUCCUGAACUUCUGCUCCCUUCAUCCCCGCCAAUUGAUAUUGCUUGCUGAGACUCAUGGGAGCUGUAGUCUUUUAACACUUGGAGUGCCAAAUGUUCCCCACACCUGGUAGAGAGUAUUGGCCUAGCGAGAGGAAGAACUUGGUUCAAGUCCCUGUUAGGCCAUGAAGGCUGGUGGGUGAUCUUGGGCCAGGCACUCGCUCUUGCACUCCAAGCCAAACCUUCAUGACCUGGCUUUGAUUGAAGGAGAGGGAAAUAAGGUGGAGAGGCAACUUUAGUUCAAAGGCAGUGGAAAGUUAUGCACAAAAUCCUAUGGCUCUUUCCUUUUUUUGUAAAUAAUUUUUAUUCAUUUUCCAUUUUUUUAAAAAAAACUUUCAUAUGAAUAACAAAUCAAACCAAAUAUUUCCACAUUCAAAAACAAAAAACAAUAUAGCCAAUUAUAUAAUCCGAAUUAAUUAUUUACAAUGGGACUUCCCGUGUUUUGGAUUUCAAGAGUUAAAUGGCCAUCUUUCUGUUAUCUUCACAAAUUGCUUCACAAUUUUCCAAUCCUGAUAUUGACAAUCUCCUCUCUCGAUCAGUCAGUCACUGGUAUAACUCUCUAUCUUGUUUUAUUUGACCAUUCUUUUUUCUAUAAUCACACAGGUGGCUUUUUCCACAUUGUUCUCGGUCUUAAUAUUUUGAAGCACAGUCCUCCUCAAUGACCCCUCCUUUUUCUGCUGAUUGUUGUUCUAAUAGGCUCUGGCUCUUUCCUGAUCCCUAAAUUUCAUUUUGUUCUACGUUUACCACACCAUUCAAAUACCUUGAUUUACCCUCUCUUCACUCUAAGGUCCUUAGGAAAAUUAGAACAAUUUGUAUUUAAAAUGUUAUGUGAGUUGUCGAAAGAAAUAAUCCCUGAAUACAAGCAAUAGCAGGCAGGAUAAUUUCACUAGGUAUUCUCUCAUGCCCGAGCAGUAACAGUGAUUAAAAGCCAGGGCAUAACUGCAAAACACAGGGUCUUUUAAAAGCAUCAUACACUACUGUGGUUAUAUGGUGAGGUUGAAAGGUUUGGACCUUUGUCACUGAAGGUGUGGCAAUGCCAUUCGCCUCUUGCUUCUGAAUUUUGUGCAGUGUCUUGUUUGUUGUGGCUGAAUGUGGAUAUUUAUCUUCUGAAUCUUUAUUCUGCUCACACGGCUUUGUAGACUUCACUGUCCCCCGAGAUGCUGUACCUUGUUUUGGUGACGGCAGACCUGUAAUGGUUAAAUAAAGCAUCUUGCAGCUUCACUACUGCUUAAAGACCUUUGUUGAACCUCAUCCCCUUGUUUUCUAUGGGCGGGAAAACUGACCCACCUUAUGUCCAACAUGUGGUGUUUUCUCAAGUAUUAGAAGUCCUGUGCACUGGUUCUCCAUUGCAAUGUGCAGGAUGUGUUUUUAGACUUCCUUCUGUAGCCCACACACAUGGCAGCUGAAAUGGGGAGAUGCUGCUGAGAUGAAUAUAUGAAGAGUCAGUUCUGUGCGGAGAUGGCCUGCCCGCUUCUUUGAUAUUCAGGCUUCUAAACUUUGGUUCUUGUCCUGACCCUAGGACAAUACUCAGUCAUCCAUGCUCCCUUCUUCCUCUAAUAGUGAGUUGCUCAGAUUGUUGACUGAUCUGUUGCUGUUGUUUGCAGAGUGCCACAAAGCAUUUGCGUUAGUUGUGCGACCACCGACCGAGCAGAGCAACUUGUUGUUCAGCUUCCAGAUAACGACUGAGGAACCUCCCAAGGAGAACUGGCUGAAGAUGCUGUGCCGGCACGUAGCCAACACGAUAUGCAAAGCAGAUGCUGUAAGUUCUUUAUAUCAGAGCUGACGAGGGGGUUGUACCUUGAAUCUGUCAGAUCUAUGUCAGAUGGCUAUGCCAGAACUAACAGGCCCACUGGUAGCAUGUCUUGUGGCAAAGGUCUGCAAGAUGGGACAACUUCUCAGAAGGGCUUGCUGCCAGUUCAUCAAGGCUGUAAUCUCUUGGAGACUGUAUCUGUACUUGGUGAGCUUCAGCCAAGAAAGCCUCUCGAAGUGGAUUACAUACAAUCAGAACAAAGCAGUCCUUACUUGCAGGCUUACAAUCUAAAAACAUGCAACACAAUAGGGGAAAGGGGCAGGGAGGGAAGAGGAAAAUCAAAAUCAAAGCUCGGGCACCAGUUAUUAAACAGUUGUUCCUAGAACAUCCCCCUGGCACAGUUCAGGGGCAGGAGGUGCCUGAUGGAGCUGUCCACAGAGCCACAACUCAGCAUGUUUGGAUUCAGAAAAAAACCCUUUGAGUUAAAUGGCACUUAACUCCCAGGUAAGGAUCAAAGCCGUACGAAGAAGAGCAAUGCUCUUGUUUGCAUGGUAUGCUUGCCUGGAGUUAUUGCCGUAACAGGUGCAGCACAUCUGUGUUUGGAGUGCACUGUUGCACUUAAAUAGGGGUGUGUAGCAGCUCUGUGCAUACUCCAAAUAAGGAGGUGAAUUGGAAUGAUGUGGCCCAUGAUUUCAUGUUUCCAAGUUGGGUCGUGCUGUUAACAAGCUAUAUUUUGGGGGGUCAGGGACCUCCUAAGCUGAUUCACUUUGGGGCUUCUCUCCCCCGCCCUACAAGAUGAAGCCUGAUAAACCUCAGAAAAAUAGGUGCACAGGGCCCUUUUUUCUUUUAUGAGAAACGAAACCAAGCUGCCCAGAGCUUUGGAAGGGUGGGGUAGGGUGCGGGCAUAUCUUGUUUUGCUAGACAGCCAAGCUUUUAAUCAAAGUGAAUUCUUUUUCUGAAUCACUCCAGUCGGUGAUUGGGAGGGGGGAAUGAUGUUGAAGUAAAUAAACCUCUCCAUGUGGGUCAUCUUUCUCUGAGCUUUGGCUAUAGUAGCAGGACAUAUGGAGUUAGGUUAUUGUGUCAGCCUGCUUCUUUCCCAGUUAGUCUUUUUCAUAACAAGUAACCUGCUUGUCUGCACUUCUGCUGGUUUCCCACCCAGGGGCAGCUUCCUCAUGCCUCCCAGCUUUCAAACUUGAUUUCCCACAAAAAAUAAAAUAAAAAAUAAAAUAGAAAAAUGAUUUGUAUUUCCCCACUCCAAAAUGGGAAAGUCUGCUCCUGUGCACCUAUGCUCUCAGAAGGGGCAUUCAUGCCUGCAAUUCGCAGCUAAUUCUGGCAGAAAAUAAAGCUUAAGAGGUCUUUAUUUAUUUAAGGGGUCCCCGCAAAAAACCGCUGGAUGCCUCUGCCUGAAAUUUGGCAGGCUUAAUGCACUCUGAAGGGGCUCCCUUGCCUACAAAUUUCACCCACUUAUGUGAAGGGGUUUUUUUUGGGAAUGCUACAACAGUUUUUAGAUUCCCCAUAUAGUCAGUGGGUGUGAAACAGAACUUGGGAUCGAACAGAUCAGAUUUGAAAACCUGAAAUAAUGAAUCCAAUUAUUCAUUGUGGAUUCAGAGCAGAUUGGGUUGCUUGCAGACGCUGCCAAUACAAGGUGAAUUUUGUUGCCAUUAAUCACCCCUAAUAAAUAGUGUUAUAUAGAGAUCUGCUUUGCCUGCCCACCUGUUUAGUAUGAGGUAGCAUACAUUAAAUGGCAUAGUAAGUCAUCUUUUCCAGGAAGCCUGUUGGGCCGUGAACGUUAACUAUCUCUCUUGUUUUAUAAAAACUCUAAAACAGCAAAAUAAAAAGUACCAUUAAAAUAAUUUAAUCAAAUAGCUUUGAGCAAAGCAAUCAUUCUUUUAAUUUGUUGUUGAUGGCUGCCUUGAUGUCUGUUGGGAGAAGACAGAAUGUGUGUGUGUGUUAAACAAUUAUUUUAUUUCCAGCAGAUCCUGCAUGUUCACCAUUAGGCUUUGGGUGAUCACUUGAUUGAUUCAUUCUUCUAGGGAAAGACGAUUGCCUAAUGUCAGUUGUGCAUGUCUAUGCUUACAAAAGUAAAAGAAUGUGGCACUGGGACUCUGUCACUCAGUGGUUCCAGAGAAUAAACCUAUCAUAAGGUGCCGUUUGGUUUGCAUAUUACUCACAACACACCCCAAUUCUAAACAUUCUGUAUUUCAGUGGAGCUGAUUUAGGGUUGCAAGUGCUCCAAGGGAAUUUAUUCAACUAAAGACAUUGUUUUAUAUAGUAUUCUAUGUGUCUACUGCUUUGGUGUAGGGCAAUGUCUUAUUCACUGGUUUGUGUUUUUAGCCUUGCCCGAUUCCUUUAACAACUGCAUUUUUUGCUGUUGUCUGAAAAGGAGCAAUGCACAAGUUCUUGCUCGUAUGUAAGAGUUCUCUGUGGUCAGGACACCCAGCUGUCCUGGUGUGAUGUUGGGGAUGGGGCUAAAAGCACAGCAUUGCCCUACGUAUGAAAAACACACAGUUGUUGUCAAGCUGAAACCAUGUACAAGUCCAUUAUAUUGGAUUCUUCUGACUGUACUUAGGAUUCGACUCCUAAAUGUACAAAAGAGCUGUCUUUGAAUAGGCUUUUUCCUGGCAGAGCUAAAUACAGUGGUACCUUGGUUCUUGAACUGAAUCUGUUCAGGGAGUCCAUUUGACUCCCGAAACUGUUCGAAAACCAAGGCACGGCUUCCGAUUGGCUGCAGGAGCUUCCUGCACUCAAUCGGAAGCCGCGUCAGACGUUUGGCUUCCAAAAAACAUUCGCAAACCCAAACACUCACUUCCGGGUUUACGGCGUUUGGGAGCUGAUUUGUUUGGGAGGCAAGCUGUUUGACUACCAAGGUACCACUAUAUCUUUUAAGACCUCUUAAAAACAUGGAACAUUUCAUGGUUGAAAGUGUGCUGCUGUUGAAAAAGGAAGUGGUGUGUAUUUUAGCUGCUGUAAUAAACUCUGAAUGUUGAGGGAUCCCCAUCACUAGGUAAGACUGGACUUAGGAAUUGUUGCCACCUUGUCAGUUGAAGUCACAAACUUUCCCUUUUCCAGACUAAAGGGACUUUUUUUUCAUAGCGAUGUGUACACUGACUUCCAUGCCCCACAUGGUGGCAGUAAAGCCUUUAAUUUUGCUCUUUGUUUUUCCUACCUGCUGGCUAAGCAGUAGAGUUCUGAAGGUUUGCAACUCCUAUCUGGAAAGUUUUGUCUUUGGUAGUGAGAAUCUGAGGACGGUGUCUGAGAAUUUGAAGUCUGCUGUUGAUUUUUGAAACGUGAAUCUUUUACUCUGACGGUGGCUUCGCCUUCGAGUAAGUUCUCAAGCCUUCUUUCCUUUGCAGGAAGAUCUCAUUUACGCUACUGAUCCGGAUUCCAUUGAAGUAAGCACGAAGGAUGUGGACAGCACACUGAGCAGGGCAUCCCGGGCCAUUAAAAAAACAUCCAAAAAGGUACGAGGUUUAACUAAUAAAGAAAUGCUAUUCUGAAGCUAUCUCCUCGCACCAAGCUUUUUCAUUUGGGGGCAAAACCCAUUCAUUUCCCUUCCUGGUGACAAGUUUUAUUGCACUGGAAUAUUUGAGCCUAAAUGGGACACUUGCACAUGCUCCACACAUCAGGAGAGAAUGAAUGUAAACCACUGACAAAUGUUUCCAGAGGUAUAUUGUGCAGUAGCCCUCAAUUGUGUAAGGAGCUUUUAGCUGAUGUAUGUUGUCUUCUCUCAGUCUUUUACGUGUUACUAUUCCAGCACAAACUUUGAGAGUUUGGCACCAGUAAAAAGGUCAUAACUUUUUCAUGUUGAAACAAAUUGUGACAAAUUUGAGGGGGUAGGGCCUUUUUAGUUUUGGGUUUUUGUUUUUGACAGUGAAAAUGGGCCUUUUAUGUCACUUCCACUAUUUGGCAUUUGAUUCCACUAUUUACAGUUCCCCCACCUUUCUGUAUCCAGGGUGUGAUUGCUUCUCUAUGUAUGAUUCCUCCCCACUCAUUCCUCUCAAUAUAGAUGUUGAUCCUGCAUCUGAGGAAGCGAGCUCUAGUCCGCAGAAGCUUACACCAUAAUAAAUGUGUUAGUCUUUUAAGUGCAUUAAGAAUCUUGGUUGGUUUGUGUUGGGGAGGAAAAAGUAAUAUGAUGUUGUUUGACUAGCAAAUCUAUAGCGAUAUGAAGUGUGAGGCUGGAAUAGGCAUGAAUGGGAACAAGAUGGUUGGAUGGCUUUACAAGAUGGUUGGAUGGCUUUAUAAGAUGGUUGGAUGGCUUUAAAGGAACAUUAGGCAAAUUCAUGGAGGGUAAGGGUUAGCCUCCAUGGCUAUAUUGCCAGAGGCAGUAUGUCUCUGAGUACCAGUUGCCAGGAAUCACAAAUGGGGUGAGCACUGUUGGACUGCAGAUGUGUUGGACACAUCUGGCUGGCCGCUGUGAGGAGAGGAUGCUAGACUAGAUGGGAAUCUGGCUUGAUCCACCAGGGAUGUUAUGUUCUUAUCAAAUAUAUUGAAUAUAUUUAAUCCUUGCUGCUUUGGCUAGUGGUAAGCAAAAUGCCACAAAAUGUAUCAGCGUAGAACAGCAGAAGAAGCCUUACUGAAAAACGUGGAAUCGAUUUCCCCGUAUUUUAAAUAAGGGUAACACUGUAGUCUUUCCUACAGUUUACUUAACGUGGUUCUUAAAACUCUGCAGGUCACACGAGCCUUCUCAUUCUCCAAGACACCAAAGAGAGCGCUCCGGAGAGCACUGAUGGCGCACAGCAGCGUCGAUGGAAGGACUUUCUUCCCAGCUAGUGAGAAUUACUUAGGAGGACGCGUUGCCAGUACUUCAUCGCUAGCUGUAAGUGACUUUUCCCAGAGAAGUCUUGAAUAAUAUAAAAGCCCCGAGUGGGGAGGCUGGCUCCUGCACUGUUCUUAUUUCAAUAAUGAAGCUUAUUGUAAUCAUGUCUGUUAAUCUCUCUCCGGAAGUCAUAACACCUGUGUGGUCAAUGUAAUUAAAAGAUCUCAACUGUAGUAGAGAAAUCCACUCUAAAUGUCAGGCAGAAGUGAGCAUGCCUGGAGGAGAUAGUGAGGAAUGUAUCUUACAGAAGAAAAUCUGCUCUCUUGUGACCAAUUAAAGACAUUUGAGAAAACAAAACGUUUCAGAAACUGAGCUACGAAGGUGCUCAGAGGUUCUGCAGCCAUGAAAGAGAGAAAGAUCUGAGUGCAGGAAAUUCCUUUUUGGUAGAUAAAAGUUGGGUUGUGGGCUAGGGUGCAUGGGAAGCUGCCUUAUGCUGAGUCAGGCGAUUGAGCCCAACUCAGUAUAGCCUACACUGGCUGGCAGCAGCUCUUCAGGGUUUCACAUGUGGUCUGUCCCAGCCCUAUCUGGAGAUGCCAGGGUCUGAACCUUCUGCACCCUGAGCAGAUUCUCGAACACUGAGCUAUGGCCUUCCUUUUGGGGAAUUUGGAUCUUAUUAAAUGUCUUGUAAGGGAUGCGGGUGGCGCUGUGGGUUAAACCACAGAGCCUAGGACUUGCCGAUCAGAAGGUUGGCGGUUCGAAUCCCUGCGAUGGGGUGAGCUCCCGUUGCUCGGUCCCUGCUCCUGCCAGCCUAGCAGUUCGAAAGCACGUCAAAGUGCAAGUAGAUAAAUAGGUACCGCUCCGGUGGGAAGGUAAAUAGCAUUUCCGUGUGCUGCUCUCAUUCGCCAGAAGCGGCUUAGUCAUGCUGGCCACAUGACCAGGAAGCUGUAUGCCAGCUCCCUCGGCCAAUAAAGUGAGAUGAGCGCAGCAACCCCAGAGUCGGCCACGACUGGACCUAGUUGUCAGGGGUCCCUUUACCUUUAAAUGUCUUGUGGUUAUGCGUUCUGGCAAAAAAGGGCUUCCCAGAAAAGAAGAAAGAAAGAAAAAAGAAAAGUGACAAGGAGUAGUUAAAAAAAUUACAGCUAUAAAGAUUAAUCAAAAGCAUGGGGUGGAAUGACACUCUUGAAUCAUAUAGAUAAAUGUACAUUUGUACUGUUAGUCCCUUUGGAGGAGUUGCGUUCAAUGUUUUGUGAUGGCGUCUAGCAGUGCUAGGUGAAUGAAGCCAAUGAAGGGUGGCUGGCCUUGUCUCCACAGCAGGGCUGCUUGCUCCUCUGAUGAACUGUUCCGCUAACCACAACAAGCACAGCCAAGUUUUCCUUUUCUACAUCAGGCCGUAAGGGAAAUAACCUUAAGAGGGUGUCCUUGCACCGUAACAGCACUUGAAAUGGGAAUGCUCAAUAUCUCUUGAAAACACAAUUUGGUGCUGCCAUCCUGCCAAGCAGUGUCUGCCAUUCUAAACUGGAUAGAUAGACCUCAUUCCCAGAACAUACAUAGUUCUCCAGCUGUUGGGAGCGGGAAAUUUCUUUUCUCUGCUCCAUUGCAUCAAAACCCAUAAAAUGUCACAGUUCUCUGCUUAGUUUACCUGAUCCCACUUUUACUGAUAUUAUGAAAGCAGCUGCAUGUGGUGUUGGUACUCUGGGUGAGCCUCUUGGAGCAGAGGGGGCUGCAAGCCUUUGAAUAGAAUUUUUGCAGACUCUACUCCAAAAGAUUUUUUUUGCCCAGUGGAGGAAAGGGUGUGGAUGUUAGCUUUGUAGAUGUUAAGAAAAGGGGGCUAUUGUUAGAUGAGUAACUAGUUCUUUCCUAAAAGUGCAGGCGAUUUGUUGGGCUGAACCUGUCUCUGAACUGGGAGAUAAGGCUCAAUAUAGCCAUGAUGGAUAUGCUGGGUGGUUUUGAACAUGUUCCUAUGCCAUCCCUGAAAUGGCAAUGUUGACCAAAUCAUUUAAUGGCUGCUAUCGCAGGGGUUGGGACGCGGGUGGCGCUGUGGGUAAAACCUCAGCGCCUAGGGCUUGCCGAUCGCAUGGUCGGCGGUUCGAAUCCCCGCGGCGGGGUGAGCUCCCGUCUUUCGGUCCCAGCUCCUGCCCUCCUAGCAGUUCGAAAGCACCCUUAAGUGCAAGUAGAUAAAUAGGUACCGCUUUAUUUAUUUAUUUUUUUAAUGAUAUUUAUUGAAAAUUUUUAAAAUUACAAAAAAAGACAAAACAGAGAAAGAAAGAAGAAUCAAAAAAGAGAAAAAGAAAACAAACCACAUCCAACAAUACAAAUUCAAAAAACAAAAAUACACCACAAACAUAUAAAAAUAAAACCAACAUUCUCAAAUCUUCAACUUUCAUUACCUUCUUUCUUUGACCUCCUCCUCCUCCCUUUUUUUGUAUCCCAGUUAUUAAUUAUCGCAGCAAAUCCUUUCCAUAUUUCAUAAUAUUCUGUCAUUACAUUACCUUUAUCUAUUUUCAUCUUAUCUUAUAAAAAACCUUAAAACUUAAAUCUUAUUUUAAACAUUUUUGCUAGAGCCAAGUAAUUUCGUUCCAACAUUUUUCUAACAGUCAUCAGUUUUAUAAAACAAUCCUAGUAAUAAAAAAAAAGAAAUAGAAACAAUCCAAUCUUCAUCCAGCGUCCCUUCCUCCUGGUCCCGGGUUUUGUCAGUCCUUUUUAUCCCAUCGAUCUGGCGCAUUAACCUGGUAACCUUAUAUCCGAGGCCCUUAAGUCCCUUCCAUGUCCCUUCCGCAGCUCUUCUUCAUAUUCACCUUCCACUCGUGGGAACUCCAGCUUGGUAAUGUUUUUGACCCUUUUCAACAAAUCAGCCCCUUUUCCAUAGUCCAAACGAAACUCCAUGUAGUAUUUAAAGACCUGUUUCAGAAUCCCUCCAAAGUUGAGAGCCCCCACAGCUCCAAACAUCUCACAGCCCAUUGCCAGACUCGGAAAGUCCAAAAAUCCCUGCAUAGGGGGGUCUAUCCAACCCCCCAUUUCCAAAUCAGUCCAAACUUUAUCUUUCCUAAUCUGGCUUUUUCCAAGUUCAUUUGUCAAAUCCAAAAGCUCAGGUUCCUGCUGGGCCGCAGCUCCCUCCAUCUCUGGCGCCCAAGAUUCCGCAACAUCCUCUUCUCUUAUCUGUUCUGUCAGGGCACACUCCUGAUUUAAUUCCUGAGUGGGCUCCAUAUAGUUUCCCACUGCCUGUUCAAAAAUUCUGGCCGCAUUAGUCAUCAAAUCCGUCUUCUCAGUUAACUGUUCCAGUAGAGCAUUUAUUUUACAGAGAGCACACAACAGAGCUUCUGAAUACAUUGUCCUACAAGGUCACAAGCCUUUUCCCACAAUUGUAAUCUAUGACAGCUGCAAGCUCCCUGGAAUUAGUUACAGUUUCCCAGUCUCCCUUUAGGGGGAAAGCUUCUAAUUGUUCUUGCAACAAAGUUUCUUUUUGGAGAUAUUUUGUCAAUAUUUGUUCCUUUAAAAUGCGAAAGGAAACAUUGGAAUCACUAUGUUUCUCUUCUUUUAGCUAUCUGUCAAAAGCGUUUGUCUCUGGUCAAUGAGCUUCAAACGUCAGUCCUGACACCCCGCUCCAGGAUCAGGACGGUGGAAAAUUACUUUACUUUAAACUCACUUCUGCAGGUUUAAACAGUCCGAAAAAGAUCCCCCUUCUUCUCCUGCUGUUGAAGGGGGGUUCGAAGAUUUUAAAUGAUGAAAGCCGAUUCUUUAGAAGUGAUUUUCUAAGCUCUAGUUUACGUUGUCUUUGCUUUAUUCUAUCUACAAAGAAACGGAAGGCUGACUUCCUGUUUAGACCUUCCCGUUUCAGUACCAAAUUGAAGUAAAUUUUUGAAUCCAAUUCCUUUCUGCUCGCAAAUCCUUGUUUAAAGUCCAAUUUGUUCAAAGUUUCAAGUACUCACGGGUGCUUAUUUUAGAAGCCAAAUUGUCCCAGGAAAAAGGCAGCGCUCUCCGGCAACGGCUAUGCGGCUUCGCUCCACGGAAAUAGCACUUGACUCACAGCACUGCGCCGCUUCCCCCUCUUCGCUUCGGAGCCCAUUAGUGGGUUCCUUUGCGGGUUGGGGGGGCGCUAAGGGUGCCCGCCGAGUCCCAUGGUCACAGGCUUCAUCCGCCUGUGAUUUUUAAAAGGGUCCCCGCUUCGCCGUAGCGGAAAAGACCCUUUUUGCGUGGAGCUAGUCCCUCCAGUUCAGAGGGAGUCCGCCAUUGCCGAUGGCGCCACCCCGGAAGUCCAAAUAGGUACCGCUUUAUAACGGCGUUUCCGUGUGCUGCGCUGGUGCUGGCUCGCCAGAGCAGCUUCGUCAUGCUGGCCACGUGACCUGGAAGUGUCUUCGGACAGCGCUGGCUCCCGGCCUCUUAAGUGAGAUGAGCGCACAACCCUAGAGUCGGACACGACUGGCCCGUACGGGCAGGGCUACCUUUACCUUUAUCGCAGGGGUAGCAUAGAGACCGAUUAAGACUGACCUUUAAGCCCAGUAAUCUCCAGUUCAGUCCUUGUCUCUGCAAUGUGCUCACCCAAUGACCUUUGCCAAACUGGUCAAUUUUAUUGGCUUUUGGUCCACUCAUAGACACUUCACUUGUAAUAUUGGCAUUUAUUGUUGCAAUGAUGACUGUAAUGAAGUAUGCAACUUAUUCCACGUACUGCUAAGUAUUUUCAUGGAAGAUGAAUGAGCAAACAUGGAGAUAGCCACUGAAGAUCUAGGCCAUAUCGUGCCAUUUUUUAAAAAAUCUACUCUUGCAAUUUAAGCACAGUGAGCGCUUUAUAAUUUGGAUGUACAGUGGUGCCCCGCAAGACGAAUGCCUCGCAAGACGGAAAACCCGCAAGACGAAAGGGUUUUCCGUUUUUGAGUUGCUUCGCAGGACGAAUUUCCCUAUGGGCUUGCUUCGCAAGACGAAAAUGUCUUGCGAGUCUUGAGAUAUUUUUUUCGCUUUCCCCCCCCUUUAUCUAAUCUGCUAAGCCUUUAAUAGCCUUUAAUAGCCUUUUAGCAGCUAAUCCGCUAAGCCUUUAAGCCUUUAAUAGCCGCUAAACCGCUAAUAGCGCUAAUCCGUUAAGCCGCUAAUAGGGUUGCUUCGCAAGACGAAAAACCGCUAGACGAAGACUCUCGCGGAACGGAUUAAUUUCGUCUUGCGAGGCACCACUGUACUUUGAUAUAUAAACUAGGUCUGAAGGCUUAAACUAGGUGGUGUCAUACACCCGCGGAUCUCUUCUUAGAGCCAGAAUUGCUUUAGUGCCCCCCCGUUCUCCCACUCUACAACACAACAGGCAUUUCCCAGCAGUAGAAUGUCCUUGGGUUGAAAGAGACUUUUGUUUUGGAAGGUAUAAAUUACUGAAAUACAGAACAGAGGGAUUAGUCAUACAGGUGGAGCAUCGUAAUCUCUGAAAGGUAAAUCUAGUUCAAGCACAUCUUGGACUGAAGGGCUCAAAGGAAGCAGUUAGUACGUUGUCCUUGGCUUGUCAGCCUGGCCAGGCUCUUCCUUAAUCUAAAAUAAAAUGGUACGGGGAGAAGCACAAUGGGAGAUCGUGAUAGAUCUGGACUGAAUGCGAUGUGUGGAUUAACUCUCUGUUCCCCUCUUCCCACAAUAUUUUUAGAUUACUCGCUGCGCGUCUACGUACAGUUUAUGUGAACCAGUUAAGCACAUUGUUAGUGUGCAGCGUUCCAACUCCGUUGAUGGGAACUCCCCGAGCUCUAGGCCUCGGCCUCUGAUAGCUGCUUCCCACGGUGUAGAAGGGAGAGUUGCUUCCAGCUCUGACAGCCUAAACACCUGUUCCCUGCCCAGUCCUUGCCCAGUCAUCAGCACCACCAGAGAGGAAGCGACUGAUGACCAGAGGGCCGCCUAAAGUGAGCUCUGCCACCUCCUUGUUGGGCACUUCUCGGAGGCAAAGAGACUGGCCUUAAAUAAGGCCUACAGUCUAAUAUUUUCCAGGUGCUGGGCCUCUCUUAAGCACUCUUUCACUUCUGUCCCAAAAUGCUUGAAUUCCUUCAUUCAAAUUAAUGGUGUUUGCAUGGUCACCACUGAUACUGAUCUUGCUCUGGGUUUCUUUCCAUGUUUUCUGGCAUUUUAAGGUACAUAUGCUUUUUUAGAAAACAAAACUAUGUGGCUGUUUACUUGAGAAAAAGGUAGCUUUGACAUUUGGAAGUUCUGUCCAUUCCUUCAAUCUCUUGCAAUGGGUAUGUGGCAGAAUUACUAAGAUAACUGGACAUCCUAAAAGAAGUCAUUUGGCUAAAGUGACCUGCAGGGCACUAUUUUUGGGGGUUAGGAGCUCCUAUAAAAUAAAUUCUUGCACCAAUUACAAUACCCUUUGCCUGCUGCAAGCUGUCAAUAUUUUUAAAUGACCUUGAAGCUUGCCCUAUCCAAAAACAAAACCUUUGAGUUGUAUAGCGAUUGUGGAUAAUUGUGAUACAGUUGUAAAAUGUAUAGCGAUCUUAUAAUAGUCCGUGAGGGUUGUUCUAUCUUUCUUGCCCUUCUUUUAGACGCCACUUUGAAGGCACGAAAAUGCAGCGAGGGCAGAACUGCUCUUGCAUACGUUUAAGUAGAAAGCAAUGCCUCAUCUUUAUUUCUCUUGAGGCUUGGCUACAUUAGAAAACCUUACAUGUCGAAAGGCUGAGUUGGAGAAGCUGCUGCUUAAUAGAAAUGCAACACACACACAACCUCUCAAUAGUGUUUCUGAAGACGUAUGUCCGCCUAACUUGCUGACACUUUGAAAACCUGGAUUUUAAAGCGGGGAAGAUCUCUGCUUCCUUGUGAUCCCCUUGAAUCCCCCCUCCUUUUCCAGGCACACAUUAGAAGUAUUUCUUCCACGGGAGAUGUAUACACUUAAUAUUUCUUCUUUUCUUUGAACAGGGCAUCCACUCUCCGUCCUUGAUCAACCUGCCAUCAGUGUUUGAAAAGAGGAGCCAUACGUUAAGUCGGUCAACUACUCACUUAAUAUGACAUGGACAGGAAAUGGAGUUGCGACUUACAAUUUUGACUGACGGAAAGUGGUCUAGCUUUUUGAAGUGACCAUUUACUGACAUGAACGGUGGUACUUAGUUAGCACUUAGUGGGAAUUAGUAAGCGUUUUAGAUAACACUAAAUUAAUCACCAAGAGUUGUCUGAUGUGCCUACUAAACAACUGAAGUACUCAACCUUGGCUUGGAGAGAACAUAUUCCUUUGCACAAAUCAUCCUAUUGGCAUAACGGAAAUAUUCCGCUUAGUGUAAACAUUGCGCAGUGACGUUAUGAAUAAACCAAUGUUGGACCUGCCUGCGGAUAUUCAGAAGUUGCUCACUGAUGCCUGCACUGGCUGAGGAUUGCGGAUUUCGCUUUUAAAAUAGUGUUUGUAUGUUUACAGGCUGACAGUUUGAAUUAACCAUUGCAUAGACCAAUAUCCAAAGUGAAACACUUGCUUACUGUUUAAAGUAUAAAUCUGUUUUUUUAAAGCCUAAAUUAUACUUCAAGCAUGAUGAAAGUGCAUCGGUGGCAGUGGUUUAGUGGAAAUAUGCAAAUGGUUGGCCCACAUGUCUGUUGGUCUGACGCUCUUUAGCUGCUAGGUUUUACUGUUGCCCAACAAAAUGCAAAAUCACCUGAAGUGGAAGCCCCUAGAAAAUCACUGUACUAAAUUGUAUUUAUAAUUUUUGAAUGGGGACCAUUUUUUUAAAAUAUAAAAAAGCUAUAUCUAAAACUUAAGUGAAACACUUCAAUUUCUCAAUAUACUUAGUUUUUGUGCACAGAUUUCGUAUGGAGAUGAAAAUGUAGAUCUGAUUUCAAUAUCUACAGCUGCUAUUUUUUAUUAUUCAAAGGCUUUCAUAUAAAAAUGUUCACCUUGUUUUCUUUAGGGUUUUUUUUAUAUAGUGUUUUCUCACAUCAUAAACUUUUUAAAUAUCAAGUUUUCAGGCUAUACUUCUAAACUCCCUCUGAAAAUUAAGUUUCUGCAUACAAUAAACUUGGUUUGUUGCUGUCCAUAUAUGGGGGUUGGAGUGGGUGGGAUUUCUAAUUUCCCAUUUUCUCUUAACCACUGACUGCUACUAAUAAGUGUAACCUGUGCCACUUUUUUUUUACUACUUGUAUCUUUUACAAUUCUAUACUGGCAGAAACUUGUGUAAAUAAAUAGAGUGGUUUGUGUCGCUU
Molecule: messenger RNA, 45450 nt
Organism: Podarcis lilfordi (Lilford's wall lizard)
Lineage: Eukaryota; Metazoa; Chordata; Lepidosauria; Squamata; Lacertidae
Source: the annotation of a GenBank genome assembly